This is a messenger RNA of Podarcis lilfordi (Lilford's wall lizard), 85640 nucleotides long. The record is from the annotation of a GenBank genome assembly. NCBI's taxonomy places the organism in Eukaryota, Metazoa, Chordata, Lepidosauria, Squamata, Lacertidae.
AUGCCACGAGGGGAGUGCACUUUGUAUGUGCUCAAAGGUGCUCUCUUUUCCCCCUUUGGGUAAACUGGCGCUGCAACUAAACCUUUGUUUUCUAUGAUCCAUUGCGCCUCUCCGCCCACCCAGCUUCCUUUGGGGGGUCGCCGCAUCUUGCAGACCAUCUUACGGCCUCUCCUGACGGGAAAUUUCAGACAAAGGCUGGGCUGCUGCCACAGUAGCCGCUUCCGCCAACAGCCUCGGCGGCGUGUGCGUGCGCCACGGUUUGGCGCGGCCAGAAGAGACAAGAGCUGCUUCUGCUGGAUCCAGUCCGCGCUCCGAUGCGCCAAAGGAGCCGGGUGGCCAAUGCUCCCUCGCCUUCUCUCCAAGUCCUUCCCACGAGCCGGCCACCCAUCCCCAGCAAGCGGCCACCCGCAACAGGGGCGCGCUUCCUCAGCCUCUCCCUCUCCGCUGCAGCCUUUGCGCCCCCUUCGGUAGGACGAGCCAGCGACUCCAUCCAUCCCCACGUGGGAACGGGCUCCGGAGGCUAGCGGGGUGAAAGCUUUGGGCAGGGAGGGCGUGGGAACCAAGGGCGGGAGGAUGUGAGGCUGGGCGGCAGGGGCGAGGGGGUCGUGGUCCCCACGCCCUCUCCUCCCAGGGGGCGCCGAGACGCGGCACAAAGCCUGCGCGCAACUGGGGCGCGGAGGGAGCUGCCGCGCAACGAGGCGCGUCGCGGAUCCUGGUUUGUUCUCUCUCUUUUUUCUUCCCAUUCAUCCCCUCCCGUCUGCCUCGGACGAGGCUGUGCCCUCGGGGCUCUCUUGUUUUUGCAUAACCCUGCCUCCCUCCCUCCCUCUCUCCCCCUCGCUGGGCUCGCGUUUGAUUGAUGCGAUGGGGGUCACGCUUUCGUUCCUGCGGGCAGCAGCUCGUAGCUGGCGAGGCCAAGCCUUUGUGCAGAAGUGCGCGGCGGCCCAGCGUCCACGGCUGGGCGGGAGGCAUUUAAAUGCCGCGAUUUCGGGGCGGUAACAAAGGCGGCAGCGGGAGGGAGAGAGACAGAGUGAGAGGCGCGCGUACGGCUGCUUUGGGCCGCGGCCAGCAGUAGCGGCGGUGGCGUCGGACGCGGCGCCAGGAGCGCUCCCAAGUGAGUAAAGGCAGCGACUCCGGUGGAUCCGUCCUUGCACGCGCGCACUGCCCGGAUACCCAUCUGAUUGGCGCUUGGGGGGAGCGGGCAGGGCGGAGGGCGCUCUCUCCGCGCGCAGCUUCGUAGGCGCGCACGGAUGGAUGGACUUCGCGGUGUGCCAGUCUGCUCUUCCCAUCGCUCCUGCCGCGCCACUUCCAAUUGCGAGACGAAUUCGAAUUCGUCUCCGGAGCUUUGACUUGCCCUCUCCCAUCUCCGCGCGGCUCCCAUACUUUUGCACUGGGAAAUCGCCAAGGUCCUGCCGUUUUCAGGAUCCUGGCAUUUCCCUUGAGCGACAGAGAAACCCUGCAUGCAUAACGUGUGGUAAUGUUUUGUAAUGUUUACUGCAAAUAAUAGAUGGAGGAUUUCCUUGGAGCGUUCUAUCAACGCAAAACGAUCAAGCAACUGGUGCCUCGGAAUUGAAUUUCCCCCCGUUUUUGAUUAGGUUACUUUCUCCCAAUUGCCUCUAGCUUAUUAAGAUUUUGUUCUUGGGAUGGGGAAACGGUAACGAGGUUGGUCGUGUUUUUGUUUCUGAAAUGGUAAUUAACUGGAGGACUCAGUUUCCAAACGUGGGCAAUAUAAAUCUUGGAUAGAAAACUUUGCAGAGGAAAACUUGAAAAGUUUUCCCAGUUUGCCAGUAGGUUGGGGUCUUGAGGUUGUUGCUGAAGGAGAUUCAAGCAGGAGCAAGACUGAAUGAACUUGGAUCUCAGCGGUAUCAUGUAGAGAUGACUUGGAGAUGGAACAACUUCUAGUGCAUCAGGUUUGGCCCCUCAGUCACUCCUCCUGCUUUUCAUUUGCAGAAUGCUGUUUUCAUUUGUUCAUCAGUUCUCUGUAGAAAAGAGCAGCCUGCUGAGAUAAUAAUGUUAGCAAUCAAUACUGCUGGUUUUUUCCCUUGAAGAUCCUUAUAUUCUCGCCAUCUGUUGUGACAUCUUGUGCUCCUCUUGAGUUUGCACUGUGCAACGUUUUGUCUGGAAAUGCAAUUAAUGGUUUCUUUAUUUUCUUAUUAGCAGUGGGCACAAUCCACUGAGAUGCGGGAACAGUUGCACAUCUCACAAUCCAUUUGAGUAGGGCUUGCACAGGAGAGCUGCCGGUUUGAUUGCGCCUUAAAUAUUUCAUCAAGUAUCUGUAUAUGUUUUCUCUGUGGCAUUCGUUCCAGAAUAGAUAAAAGUUAUAUAAUGGAGAGUGUGUUCAUUUAACUUGCAGAUUCCAUGAUAAAAGAACAACAUGAGCAGAUAUUUUUCUGUCAUGGGUUCUGCUCCAGAUAUUUUGUUUUCAAGUAGAAGCAUUUGGCAUCUCCUGUUGCUAGGCAGGGAAAAGUGUGAAUUAUAAAAAUAUGCUGAAACUUGAGGGAGACACAUUUGGAUUUUAAUAUGUUGCUGAUAUUAUUUUUCAGUAUGUUUAAGGCUGCUGUUCUGGACAUAGUUUGGAGCAGAUAAUUUUACUUGACUUUAAUAGGACUUGUAUAUGUGAAAUUGUGCCUGGGAUUUCUGCUUGAAUUCAAAAGAAAGGCACUGUCAUCUGUUCUUGAGUAAAACUUCAAAAGGCAAGGAUUUUGCCCAGUAUAAAUCAUGUAAUUUCCCCCAAAGUUGAUCCUUCAAUAUGAAUACAGAGGGCAGCAAGAGCAAUAGAAUAAGAGCAGUGAGAGCAAUAGCUGGGGCAUUUUUUUCUAGGAAAAAACGGUGCUGGAAAUUCUUUUUAGGGACCUUUCUUUAGGGGAGCACCCAGCCAAAGUUGUUGAGCUUUUUUAGAGGGGAGCACAGUGCUCCUAAAAAAUGUUUAGGGGUACUAUCAUUCUGUAGUUUAAAUCAGGAAAAAUAAAUACAGUAAAUGGACAAAAGUACAAAGAUUCACAAAAUGUUUAGGGGUGCUUCUAUUUUUAUGCCUCUGGAAUGCUGUGCCAUAACGCUAAAAAGGUGCCGGAACUCAGUUCCUGUAAAUUCCGGCUGAAAUUAAGCCCUGGCAAUCUGAAAUAGAGGGCAGUGGAAACCUCUUCCCAUAAACCUCUAGAGAAGUGAUGGGGGCGCAGUAGCUGUCCACUUGUCUAUCAGAUCCACAUUUUGAGCACAUAUACCUGUGUAACGUCCCACUUGUCUUUGGGUACACAAUUGAGCUCCAUGCUGAGCCCUGUAUACUAGUCAGCCCAGCAAACCCUUUGGAUAGGAACAACUAUUGACCAGCUGCAAACACCCCCUUUGGGGGAAGAUGGUGGAAAGGGUCAUGGUGGGACUGCUAGAAGCAUUCUUGAAGGACACUGAUUAUUUGGAUCAUUCUUUCUUGCAAGGGGAUAAAGGAAUAGAGAUUAGGUUGUGCAUCUCCUGAUUCCCUCUUCCAAAUUCCUACCUCCUUUGGGCAGAGCUCCCUUUCUGCUUCUAGGGGCUCAGUCUCACAGGUCUUCUGGCUGUGGUCUGCUGCUGGUCUUUUUCACUAUUCACUCAGGAAGGAUUCCUCCCCAAGGCCUGUUCUCACACCACUCCUACGUCUUCCCCUAUAGCAGGGGUGUCAAACUCAAAUUCAUCGGGGGCUGCAUCAGCAGUUUGGUCACCCUCAAAGGGCCGGUUGUAUCUGUAGGACUUACAGUACAGGAGAGAAGGGUUCAGGCAGCCGUUGGAUCUGUCACAUCACAGGAUGGCAUGCGCUCAAUAUAAAAACAAGUGGAGGUUUCCUGAAUGCAUGUAAAGUGGAGGUUUCCUGGGUAGAACGGCCGGCGCCGCUAGGGGGCAGACGUUCUCUGGCUUGUAGGCUGCCGCACAUGCGCUGAAGAGGCAGCUUUCUUGUGUCCAAAAAAAAAAAAAAAGCGAGAAUAAAAGGUGAAGGCUGGCAGCCGCCUGCGGCUACACGGGCCAUAUGACGAGGUCUGGCGGGCUGGAUUCGGCCCGCGGACCUUGUGUUUGACACCCGUGCCCUAUAGCAUUUGCCACAGAAAAUUAUUAUCCGGUGCCACCUUGCUUGGAAAUGUUACGUGAGGUUCACUCACCCAGUAGUUGGAACUGUCAAGGACAGGCCACCUGCUCUGUCACAGAAUUCACCCUUGUAGCUUUCCCUCUUCCUUCUCUUUUUACAAACUACAGUCGUACCUCAGCUCUCGAACGCCUUGGGAGUCAAACGUUCCAGUUCCCAAACGAUCAAAAACUGGAAGAGAUUGUUCUGGUUUUUCAAAUGUUCUUUUGGAAGCGGAAUGUCUGACGGGGUUGCUCCAGGAGUUUCCUGCAGCCAAUCAGAAGCUGCGCUUUGGUUUCCGAACGUUUCGGAAGUCAAACAGACUUCCGGAACGGAUUCCAUUUGACUUCUGAGGUACGACUGUAUGUAACUGGGACUGUUUGGUCUGGGCCAGUCAUAAUUUUAUCUUAAUGUGAUCAGUAGAGCAUGGAUUCGAGCCCUAUGUUGAGCAAAAGAUUCCUGCAUUGCAGGGGGUUGGACAAGGUGAUCCUCACGAUCCCUUCACACCCUAAAUUUCUCUUUCUUUCUUUCUUUUUUAUUAAAGAUUUUCUUGAUUUACAAAAGUGUGUGCAAUGUCUCUCUCUCGUAUUUUCCCCCUCGUGUAACAUUUUUACAAAUCAGUUUCAUUUGUUGAGGCAUUAGGAAGAAAAGGGGGAAAGAUGGUUGGGGUUGGGUGGUGAUGUUUCUGCUUUACUUACUACAGUGGUGCCUCGCAAGACGAAAUUAAUCCGUUCCGCGAGUCUCUUCGUCUUGUGGUUUUUGCGUCUUGCGAAGCACGGCUAUUAGCGGCUUAGCGGCUUUAAGAAAAAGGAAACAAACUCGCAAGAACUCGCAAGACAUUUCGUCUUGCAAAGCAAGCCCAUAGGGAAAUUCGUCUUGUGGAACGACUCAAAAAACGGAAAACUCUUUCGUCUAGUGAGUUUUUCGUCUUGCGAGGCAUUCGUCUUGCGGGGCACCACUGUAUAUGUAGAGUUUUGUGUCAGCAUUGCUUGUGCAGGUUCUUUGCUGUUCACUUGUGUUCCUUUGGUGGCGAGAGAGGUUGGGGAUGGCCUAGGGUGUGGUUAUUCAUUUGUGGUUGGCUGUGGUGGUCUUAUGAAAACAAAGACGUGUAAGUGGGGUGCGUGGCACACCCUAAAUUUCUGUGAUUGGUUUCGACUUCUUUACAUCUGGGCAGCAGGCAUGAAAAAAUAACCAGAUCCCCACCCUUCCAGCCUCCCAAGGAUACAUUUUACAGCCAGCUUAAGUUAGGCCACAGGAGCAAAAAUAAUUCAUGUUUCCUGUUAUUAAAUUCACACCAUUCCUUUGAGCAGCCACAAAAACCUCAAGCUAUUACAUAUCCUGUUUUACACACAACUGUGUAAAAUAUUUACUUCAUUGUUGUCAGGAAAAGCUCCCAAUAUGUCACAAUUAUAUGUUGCGCUUCCAUGUCAUCUUACACUGUAAAAUACCGUUUUUUUCCUUUUAUGAAAAUGUUAAGCAAAACUGCCCCAGUUGCUCCCCUGCCAGGUAGUCCUGCAUUUUUGCAUUGUUACCAUGGUGUGUGGUGCUUUCAUCUAGUGCAAAUGACAUUGAAGUGGAAAUUGAAAAAGAAAAAUACUUUAAAGCUCAUUUUGUAAGUAUCCCAACAACAUGUCAGACCUUGAAAAUGAGGCUACAGACACUUGCUUUUGGGCACCUUAGCUCACUGCACAUAGUACAUUAAAAAAAAAUAUGUAGUGGCUAAGCUCAGCAUUACACUCUCUUCAGCUCAGCUUGACAACUGCCCCGCUCUCUCUGCCUUGGGACCGAUUACCAGGUAUCACAGAGUCAUUUCCUAUGAGAUAACUUUGUACUUGAGUUCAGAAUGCACAAGUAUAGUAUUGGUUUAUUUAGAAAGGAUGCUAUGGGCAGGUAUCUUGUACAUGGGAAUUGGAACCAAAGUAAAAAAUACCACAUAUAUAGUUAACACACUUUUGACCGUCUUUCACAAUAAGAGUGGAGGGUUUUUUUUGCGCCUCUAAGUUUGCACUUUUUGGUUGAGUGUGGUCCUAAAUUGCACCAGCAGCUAUGAGUACAGAAUCUUAGGUAUUCGGUUUUCCAGACUGAUUAAUCCAUAGUAAACCAAAGUGAAACUUCUGUGUGUUGACACAAUGGCUUUACACAGUGCUAUUUUUCUAGAGAAAAUGGUGCUGGAACUCACCACAAAUGCCUCCCUCGUUCUCUUAGAAUGGCAAUGGUGGUCACCUGAGAGAUGCCAAAACUGAGUUCGAGUGAGUUCCGGCUGAAAAAAAAGCCCUAACUUUACACUUUAAAUGUAUGGUGCGUAGCUUUUUUUAUUGCACCAAACUCCAGCCCUAGUUCAUAGAUCUAAGACAUGAACUUCGAAUAGUAGUCUGAAUAGAAAGUUAUAUUUGGUGGAAGCCAUUGUUGGCUUCAUCCUGAAAAUUCUUCUACUUAAUUUUAAGAAAACAGCAUUGUCAAGGCUUGAUCGCACAUCGUGAUGUCUUCAUUUUAUAUUUGCAGAAGUAUAAAAAAAGUGGAAAAGUGAAAUCUUUAGCAGUAAUUGUCUCCCCGCAACCCCUAUCAAAUCCCCCGGGUUAGAAAUCCUGCUUUUCAUUUCUGCUGGGCUAUCACAUUUUCACUCCUGUCGGUUAAUUCACGUGGCACUUCUUUGCUGCUGCUGCUGUUGUUAUUAUCUGAUUCUAAAUACUAAUACCAACAGAAAAUGGAUCCACUAUCAAUAUUGGCUCUGUUUUACAUUCCUUUCAGAGAAGCUAAAAUGAAGGUGAUUGCUUCUAUUGCCGUUUUAUUUUCCUAUAGCAUCCUUAAUCACUAGUUAUGUCCUAUAAUGCCAACAGAGUUCUGACAGUAGGACUUCAGUGCGUUGAAGAUUCCCACUUUUCAGGACUAGAUGCCUCUUGUGGUCCUGGCCAACUCUACAAUUUUAUGCAAACUGUCAAGGAAGAACUAUGCCAUACUGUACAGACUGAAACAUCAGUAAAAUGACCAACCCCAGCACUGUAUAAAAUAGAUUGUGUUGUUAUAUAGUUCCGUCUUAAUGCCUUAUUCAGCUGCAGCUGGGACCUGGUGCAAGCAGGCCAGGAUCAGAAAGUUAAUAGAUGGGGUUAGAAAUGGGCUGCAGGUAGAGUGGCCAGAUGUAAAACAGGGCUUGGCUCCAGCAGCUUUAACACCUGUGCUGAAGAGGGAAUUUCAGCAGAUGCAGCUUGUCUGAGCUCCCCCUCCCCACACACCCUUGCAUUGCAUUGUUUUGUGGUGUUCUUCCAAAUUAUGGGAGGAGCUUCCGCAAGUUCCCUGUUGCAGAAAUUUAUGGUUGCAUGUGGAUGGCUGUGGGACUGGCAGCAUGAUAGCAGGGUCACUCCUGCCCUCAUGCAGUGUGGAUUGCAUGAAGAGGAGUAGAAUGGCUUUGUCUGUGGUAAACACAAGGCAUAGCAUGUCUAGUGUUUGGUGUUUUGCUCCUUCCUGUGGUAAAAGUUUGGGCUUCUGUGCUCCUAUCCAACCUGUUUACCUCAUUUUCAUUAGUGAAGAAACCCAAAUGAGGAAGUUUCCUUGCACGCUGCGGAAACUGGCGGUCUGCGAGCUAAUUUGGUUUCUGUGACUGCAGAGGCACCUUCUGAUGAGCUUAAUUCUGUAUUUCCCCCUGCCCUGCACCUGACUAGCGCAUACAGAAAAGCUGAUACAGCUCUUGCUCUCUCCUUCAUCCUGACAUAGGUUUGUAACAUAAACUAUUGUACAGCCCUAGGUCAGAGCUAUCAGUUUUCAAAUCACCAGCUCCUUAGUCAUCACGAUUAUGAAGGCAGAUUUCGUGUUGAUGUUGGUCUAAGCAGUUCUCUUGCAGAUUAAUUCUAAGCAACUUCUGUGGGCUGAAGUCCUUCAAGAAUAAUUAACCAAAAGGACAUUACGAAUCAUUAUGUUUUAUAUCUUUUUCAUUACAGGUUUUCUUGGGAUACUAUUGUCACUAAAUGGUGGUUCAUUGCAAAUGGAUCUGAUUUCUGCUGACUUCACAACCUAUUAUCUAGUGACAGGUGUGCUACCUAAAUCGCUGAAUAGAUCACUUUGGAAUUUGUUCUUUGUAUAGUAUUUCAGCCAAACCUGCAUGCAGGCUUCGUUCUUCACCACUGUCAUCAACCCCAGCAGUACUCUUUAUUUUAAAGUGUGUCUUUCUGACACUGCAGUAUUUAUUACUAAAUGCCAAAAUGAUCCAUUCAGCAGUUAUGCCCCCCCACUGUAUUAAUAUAAUUAAUGUCUAGAUUAGAAAUCUGUAAAUGUAAUUUAAUGCAUGAAAGCAUUUUUAUGAUAUUCUAAGCUUUUGUACCAACAUACCGCUGCCAAAGAAAGCAUAGGCAUCCGUGUUGGUCCAUAGUGGUGUGUUGGGGGAAAAUCCACUGUAAAGCAGUUCCUUUAUCACAACCAACCCAGAAUGUGUCAAAAUUUUGAGAAAGCUGGAGAACCUGGAAAUUUCCUUGCUACUUUGUGGCAUUUCAGUUGCCUGUGGGGUUGGGAUAUUACUUUUUAAGGAAUGUUGCCAAAUUCACCUUAGCAAUGUGUGAUGGGACCAUUUGAGCAAAUGUAUGUAUCUGGAUUUAAAUCUCAGCUGAGUUCCCAUUAGUCAGAACAGAGCAUCAAACUGCAUGCUGUGCUCCCACUGUUAGUACAAGGGAACACCUUGUUUCCUUGCUCUGGGCUAGCACCACCCCCUGCUAUUCCUUUCAGGUCCUGUCCCCCCCCCCCAUACAUGUUUGCUAACAGAGGUGGCCCAAGACAUUUUGGCAUGUUUAGCAGAACAUCCCCCGUGAUCGUAAAAAUAGAAUUUGCUUUCCUUCGGUAGUAGCUCUGAACCUGCCACCUGAACUGAGCUUCUUGUUUGCGUUGCCCAAUGGCAGGGCCGGUUCUGAUUAGAAGCAAAAACCAUCCAUCAAAACUGAUCUGCACUAGAUAGAUUCAGAGCCAACCAAAAUGUUUAUUGUCUUCGCUUACUAUUAUUGCUACCAGAAUGGAUGUCUCUCUGACAGAUGGCCGUGUAGGGGAAGGAUUCUGUAGAAGCCAAUGGAGGCCAUUUCAUAGCAGGAAGGUCUUGUCAGUAAAAACAACAACCCCCCACCAAGGAGUUGUGUGGCACGUUAUCAACUAACAGAUUUAUUGUGGCAUGAACUUUUGUGGGUGCGUCCAUGUCAUCAGGUACAGGACUGGACAAAAGGAACUCUGUUCUGCAAAAGCUUGUUCCACAAUAAAACUUCUUAUUUUUAGUCUUUAAGGUGCCACAAGGCUCUUUGUAGGUCAUGGGACAACAGACUGUGUUCCCACAGCCAUUGCUAGUCCCUAUAUCUUGCUUUUAUUGAUUUAUUUUCACGCAUUUAGCCUGCCUUUCAGUCCCUUAAGAGCUGCCAUAAUGCCUAAUGAAUUACGCUACCAUAAAGGCACUCCCAAAAAGAAAAUGCCAAAAAUCGACAGAUUUACACUGCAAACUUAAAUCAGCUGCUAUUUUAACUGCUUUGGCUUAUCUCAGUGAAUCCUGGAAAUCAUAAUCCCAUGAGUAUACAGAUAAUUUCCUGUUAAGAGAUCUGCUGCCACCACCAUCUGCUGCCACCAAUAAAUAUAUAAUAAUCUCUAUUUCAGAAGUUAAGGCUUUGAGUGCUGUUGCAGGCAUGGAAAAUUCCCAAGGUUUGAAGAAAUACAAAAAAGGACAAAAAGUAUUAGAGGGGAAAUCCUCAGGAGGGACCCACCCCCCACAGCCCACUAAGCAUGCUCCAUGACUGUGGAAUGCUGACUGACUGUUGGAAGGGACUUUGAAAUGGAGUUGCUGAAAUCCUGAACAGCAGCACUUGCUUGAACACCUGAAGCCAAAUUCGUGGACUGGAGGAUGGGAUGAAGGCAGGAAUGUGCCUGUAAGCCCCAAUACCACACUCUGUGCUUGUGGGUCCUCCUCCUCAUUAUUUGACCUUCCCUAUGUUGUAGUGGUCCCAUCACCUCCUGGCAAAUAGAAGGGGAAGAAAUGGAGGUAGUGAGAGAUUUUACUUACUUGGGCUCCAUGAUCACUGCAGUUGGUGACAGCAGCCAUGAAAUUAAAAGACGCCUGAUUCUUGGGAGAAAAGCAAUGACAAACCUAGACAGCAUCUUAAAAAGUAGAGACAUCACCCUGCUAACAAAGGUCUGUAUAGUUAAAGCCAUGGUGAGAGCUGGACCAUAAAGAAGGCUGAUCGCCGAAGAAUUGAUGCUUUUGAAUUAUGGUGCUGGAGGAGACUCUUGAGAGUCCCAUGGACUGCAAGAAGAUCAAACCUAUCCAUUCUGAAGGAAAUGAGCCCUGAGUGCUCACUGGAAGGACAGAUCCUGAAGCUGAGGCUCCAAUACUUUGGCCACCUCAUGAGAAGAGAAGACUCCCUGGAAAAGACCCUGAUGUUGGGAAAGAUGGAGGGCACAAGGAGAAGGGGACGACAGAGGAUGAGAUGGUUGGAUAGUGUUCUCGAAUCUACUAACAUAAGUUUGACCAAACUGCGGGAGGCAGUGGAAGACAGGCGUGCCUGGUGUGCUCUGGUCCAUGGGGUCACGAAGAGUCAGACACAACUAAACAACAACAACAACAAUGUUGUAGUGGGCUUGUACGAACCCUCCAUGCAAAUGGGGAUCCUGCUUUUUCAGGGUUGCCUGUGUGCAGGGUCCAAGCCUCCUGUAGUCUUUCCCCACUCAACAUGGGGGAAAGGUUGGCAAGUAGGCAGCAGAGUGCAAACUGGGAUGUUUAAGUCAGGGCUUGCACAGCCUUGCUCUCUAUCUAUGAAUUUUGCAUUUUCGUGUUCAGGCAAAGGGUGUGAACACAGCUUUUUGUUGUAGCCUCUGCUUGUAAGCCAGUUAAUCAAUGAUUAAAAUGUCUCCAUUUUGUGUGGCGGCUCAAGCCUACCUGGUGCACCAGUUUCAGAAAAGUAAGUAUGUUUACACGGAAGCAGUUCCAGGGUUGUUUUGACUAUACACGAUCUUGUCUUUACAUGCAAUCCCCGAAGUGUGCCCCAUACACAAGUUGUGAGUUACCUGUUAUGUGUAUUCCCACAAUGCUCUGGUCUCACAAUAAGGAAGGCUCAGAGGGAUGGUGUCUGGUGUCUAAGUCCUCUAACUCGUUGGUGCUUGAAUUUUCUUUAAUGAAGUUGUUCAUCUUAGGCUGUGGAGUCACUGCAGGUGACACCCAAGGAAGUGGAAGAUCAGUCAAGUUGCAGGGAACCGGGAGGAUGUGCAGGAUUAGUGCUUCUAGUGGUUGUCCUGCUGCUCUCAGAAAAACCUGUUUGUGGCCUGGAUUAUACGUUAUGUUUGGGACAAAGUGUGGAGUACUUUUAAAAUAUGACAAUAAAUCCUGAAAUUGGUUGCCAUAAAUGAGUAAAAGGAGAGUACUGUAAAGUUCAUGCCAAAGCUUUACUUAUGGUCGCGUUAUUAAUUACCAUUUCCUCACUCUCAUAGAGAACGGGUUUUUAUGUACUGUAUGCUGUUACUUUGCUACCUAGGUUUGCUUUCUUACCUUUCUACAUUUUUUUGGUUAGCGAAGAAGCCUCUUGAAAUGAGCAUUGGAAUGUAUAAUGAAAAGAGGAAUGGGGAAAGUGCAGACUUUGAAAAGCCUAGCAUUUGUUUGCUUAAAUGAAGAUCCAUGUUCGCUUUGCCUACUUGAUUAACUGCGGUACUAAUUACAACAUUGUAAUGGGAUGUUACAUUAGGAGCUUGCAAAUUGAUUCAAGUAUUUAGGUUUCUAUUUUGCCUUCUCCCUAUGAGCAAAAGGAAGCACACAGAACACCCAAUUAAACCUUUAAACAUGUGUUCAUAAACCCUACAUCAAUUUUUCUUCACUUCUUAAAUUCAGUAAUUGACUUUUCAGUGGACUGUUUUUAAAAUUUGAAGUUUGCUUCUCCCUUCCUCUCUCAGUUUGACAUUCCUUUUUCCACAAUUCCCUUUCUUUCCCCAGGUGAGGAAAGUCUCAAACUUAAUCCGUUCCGGAAAUCUGUUCCAAAAUCAAAGUGUUCCAAAACCAAGGCGCACUUUCCCAUAGAAAGUAAUGCAAAACGGAUUAAUCCGUUCCAGACUAUUAAAAACAACCCCUAAAACAGCAAUUUAACAUGAAUUUUACUAUCUUGUGAGACCAUUGAUCCAUAAAAUAAAAGCAAUAAACAGUACUAUAAAAUAAAUAAAACAAUAUUUUAGAUGAUAAAAAUUAAAAUUAAUUUUUUUUCUUACCUGCACUGAUGAUAGUCAUUGUUUGGAUGGGGGGCUUUUAUCCAUUUCCGUGGUCACACAAUCAAUCAAUCAGUAGCUGAACUGGGAUCCACACAGUCACAAAAACAAAUUAACUGAAAAAGCAUCAAAACAAAAAACGCAAAAUAAAUAGCAAAAACAAAAGCACCAAAUAUAAGCUCCAAAUGUUCCAAACCUCAGAACACUGCAAUCGGAAAUGGAUGGCUUGAAUUACAGUGGGGGGAUGCAAAUUAGCAGCACAACAGGAAACACUGGGACUCAAAACGGAGCACGUUCGGCUUCUGAAAAAAGGUUCGAAAACCGGAACAACUGGUUUUGCAGUGUUCUAAUUCCAAGUUGUUCGUGAACUAAGCUGUUCGAAAACCAAGAUACCACUGUAGUUCAUUUCAGGUCUGGUGUCUGUCACCUGAUACAUGACAGGACAUCCACUAUACAGUACUGUGUAUUCUUGCAGUUGCUGAGUCCUGUUUGAAAGCUGCAGGUAUGCUGAUCACCUGUUCAACCAGGAGUGGGGUUGGGAUGUUUUUGCCACCUCUUCUGAACAGCUAGGUGAUACUGCCUGUAUUCUAGCAGAGCUUUGCAUGUAGGGCUUUGCAUGUAGGAGACAAUGUCAGCACCAUUCUUUGUGUGGCUGGUUCUCCAUAAACAGAGUGUGUGAGAGCUCUCUUCUGUACACAAAUAUGCUGUUGGACUCCCCUCAGCCCCAGCUAGCAUGGCCCGGUGAUUAGGAAUGAUGGGACUUGUAGUCCUAACCCAAAUGGACCAUCACAGGUUCCCCAUCCUUGCAUUAAAUUCUCCUAUCUGCUUCUGUAAUUCUUUCCCAUGGAUACAGUGCAAUAGGCAACAAGUAUAUCUUUUUUUCUUUAAAAAAAAAAAAAAAGACUGUUACAUGCUUAGACACACAAAUAAAUAGUGGACAUGAUCCUGCCAAAGUUAAGCAUUUUUCAGUCCAAGCAAUUUCAGAGAGAAGGAAACAGUGUUUAAUUCUGUUUGCUUAAUUUUGGCUGGGUUUUACCCAAGAUUUUUUAAAUUUAUUUUUUAGGAAAGGUCUGUACCAAUGGUAGGAACCAAAUUAUUUCCUUGAAGGAUUUAAACAACAUUCAAGACAUGGGGCAGAAGACAUCUUUAAGUACAACUAAAUGAAGAAAACCUUUGAUUACUUUUGGAGUGUUUGAUCUUAUAAUCCGUACAGUAAAUGAAAAAGACAGAGUUUCAGUAAUGACAGGGUUUUCUCUCACAAGAAAACACUCACAACUAGUUUCAGGUCUAAGAGCCAAAAAUUUUUUAAAUAGCAAAGGAAUUUGUAAAACUACUGUGUGGGAUACACUAGAAUCUCAUGUUGCAGGAAAACCCCUUAAGUAUGUGCAAAUGAAUUUCUGCACAUUCAUUUCCUUGUCACCGUUGUUUCCUUUUAACCUGUGCCGUUGUUCAAUGUCAAACUUUAGGUUGGCAUGCUCUUUGGGGCAGAGAAAUAUUAUUUAAAGUUCCAUGGGCGCUGAUGGAGAAUAUACCUCAAUUAAGUAACAAUAGUAGUACUGGUGAUGACUUCAGUACUGCUUAAGAGCUGCCUUCAAGGUUUUUUUUUACCUUGUAGACUCCUGGUCUUGUUAGGAAUAUGCUGUGCCAAGUAUUAUUAAGUUGUUUCAGGCUCCUCUAUCUAUCUCUAUCAUCUGUCUCUCUUUAAGCCUAUGGAAUCUAAUAAAGAACUUUGUGAUUAUGGAAUCAAUGUUGUUAGGGACAAAAAAAACCAGGCAUUGAGAGUCUUCUCAAUGACUGAACCAGAGUUUGUUUGUUUGUUGGUUGGUUGGUUGGUUGGUUGGUUGGUUGGUUUAAUUAUUUGUUUUAUUAAGUUUAUAUACUUCCCUUCAUCCGAGGAACACAGAAAGGUUUGUGAAACACCUUGCUCUGUGAGAUCCAUUUAGCCCCUUCUCUUCCUAUUUUUAAAAGAUGUUUGAACAUUCCUGUUCUAGCAAGCAUUUCUUUUGUCAGGUGGAUAGAUUUUAUAUGGCAGAUCCUCCUUUUAGGAUCUUUAAAUCUGCCCAACCUUUCCCUGUUUUUAUGCUGCUUUAUUGAUUUUAUAGGAUUGUUUAGUUUUGAAUCAACAUCAGCCGCUGCAAGUGAUGCAAAUGCAUUGGGCAGGGCAGAUGUUUUCUACAUAAAUUACCCCUCCGAGAAAACUGGAUACUUUUUUUUAAAAAAAAAUAUUUUUAAACAACUUUUAAGGGUUAGUUAAUGGAGCGAGAUCUUCAGCUUUAAUUCAUUUUAAAUAGGGAAUCUUUUAAAUAUAUGGUUCUUGUAGAGAUGCUAUAUCUGUUUCUUAUUAUUCAUAAGGUUUAUACACUGCCUUUCCUCUUAAUGUGCUUGAAUCAUUGUGUGUGUUCUCUAUUUUAUUCUCAGCAGCCCCAAAAGGUAUGUGAUCCAAUGGCCCAAAGUCAUCCUGUGAGGCUUGCAGCUGAAUAGGGAUUUGAACUUGGUGCUCCCAAUCUUAGGCAAGCACAAUAAAUUCUACACCACUUCUGCUGAUUUCCCCCCACCCUACCACACCAAAUUUUGAGGUGUGCACAGGGUCACAUUGUUUAGGAAUAUAAUAAGCUACCUUAUACAGCAGGGGUGGGCAAGGUUUACCAGCAAUGGGCCUGAUCACUCCCAUAGAGAUCGUCCGUGGGCCGGACUGGCACAGUGCGGUGCUGGAAAUUACUUCUGCGCAUGCCCAAAUGCUGAAAAUCACAUCUGCGCAGAAGCAAUUUUCGGCAUCUGGACAUGCACAGAUGCGAUUUUCAGUAUCUGCGCAUGCGCACAUGCACUUUCCGGUGCCACUCGGCAAGUUCCUGCGCCGUGCUGUGCCGGUUUAGCGCAGCACAUGGGGGACUUGCUGAGCAGGCAGCUUGGUUUGGGGGCAGCUUGUAGGCCAGUAAAAUGGUCUUCGUGGGACGCAUCUGGUCCAUGGGCCACACAUUGCCGACCCCUGUUAUACAGAGUCAGACCCAUUGGUUGACCUAGUCCAGGCAUCCCCAACUUGCGGCCCUCCAGAUGUUUUGGCCUACAACUCCCAUGAUCCCUAGCUAACAGGUCCAGUGGUCAGGGAUGGUGGGAAUUGUAGUCCAAAACAUCUGGAGGGCCAAAGGGUGGGGAUGUCUGAGCUAGUCUGAUAUUGUCUAAACUGACUGGCAGCUCUUCUCCAGGGCUUCAGAUGGGACAAUCCAAGUUCGACCUGGAGAUGGGUAGUUCUAGAAGGCACAAUUUAAGGAGGAUGUUGACAAGCUGGAAAUGUGCAGAGGAGGGAAGCCAAGAUAAUCAAGGGUCUGUAAGCCAAGCCUUAUGAGGAACAGUUGAAGGAGCUGGGUAGGUUUAGCCUGGAAAGGAGGAGACUUCAAAUAUCUAAAUGGCUGUCCCAUGGAAGAUGGAGCAAACAUGUUUUCUCCUUCUCUGGAACAUAGGACUCAAACCAAUGGCUUCAAGUUACAAGAAAGGCGAUUUCAACCAAACAUCAGGAAGAACUUUCUUGGCAGUAAGAGCAGUUCAGCAGUGGAACAAACUCUCUUGGGAGGUUGUGGACUCUCCUUCAUUGGGGGUUUUUAAGCAGGGUUUGGAUGGCCGUCUGUCAUGGAUGCUUUAGCUGAGAUUUCUGCAUUGCAGGGGUUGGACUAGAUGACCCUUGAACUCUACAGUUGUAUGAUGCCAUGCCAGAGAUUGAACCUGAGGCCUUCCACAUGCAGAGAUGCUCUACCACUGAGCUGUACAUUCAACAGUAUACAUUUUUACAAUCAAUGUUAAAAAUUUGGUUCAUUCUCUGACUACCAUUCUAUUUCAAGUGUCCAGACUCAGCUGUUUAUGUAGUUAAAACAACCCCACUGUAAUUUGUAGUGAAAAGUGCCACUUACAUUUUAUGCCCACCUUCAGUAACUUCUUGGAGGGGGGAAUUCUCACAGCACCGCUUAAUGAAUAUUGCUCACAAACACAAAUGUUUUGCCCAUCCUAUAUCAAUUUAGCCUUGUUUAUUUCAGUCCCAGAUCUCCUGGAAGUUUUCUCUUUUUCUUGAGGUAGUGAUCUUUGUCGUCUAGGUUCUUUGUUCUUGUUUGAUUUUUUUUCAAGAAAAUAUGAGUUGUUGUUGUUGCUGUUGGGUUGCCUCAGCCACUCUUGGUGGCUUUCAACAUAGAUAUUAAAGGUGAAGGGACCCCUGACUAUUAGUUCCAGUCGUGACUGACUCUGGGGUUGCGGCGCUCAUCUUGCUUUAUUGGCCGAGGGAGCCGGCAUACAGCUCAUGUGGCCAGCAUGACUAAGCCGUUUCUGGCGAACCAGAGCAGCGCACGGAAACACUGUUUACCUUCCCGCUGGAGCAAUACCUAUUUAUCUACUUGCACUUUGACGUGCUUUCAAACUGCUAGGUUGGCAGGAGCAGGGACGGAGCAACGGGAGCUCACACCGUCGCAGGGAUUCGAACCGCCGACCUUCUGAUCGGCAAGUCCUAGGCUCUGUGCUUUAACCCACAGCACCACCCACGUCCCUCCAACAUAUAUAAAAACAUAAUAAAACAUCAAAUGUUAAAAACUUCCUGUUACAAGGCUGCCUGCAGAUGUUUUCUGAAUGUUGUAUAGUUUAUCUCCUUGACAUCUGAUGAGAGGGCUUUCCACAGGGAGGGCUCCACUUACGAGCUAUAAUUCAAAUAAUUAUAGCUGUAUUUUAAAACAAAAUACAGGGUUUUUUAUGAGCAAAAGCUUAAUAUGUGGCUUGGUAAUAGAAACAUUGCCACAGACAUCAAUAACCAGAUUGUAAUUAUUUACAGAGAAACAGAACUUCUUCAAAUAGAGUAGGUCAAUAAGAAAUUUCCAUCACUUUGUGUUCUUCAGACGUGCCUUUAUUUAAAACAAAGUUAUCAGAGACUAUGUUGUCUGAUAACAACCUCUUACCUCACUUCAUUUCUCUGGAAAUUGGGCAAGAGAUGGUGGUGCUUGCUUUAUAUUUACACAAUACUAGGAAUCAGUCUGAGAUGGUUGAAAGCAAAAAAGAACACAUAAUUAGCGGGUCUUGUUUCAGUCAUUUCUUCUUGGGAUAAGGAAAUGCAAACAAUGGAAAGCUUUGGUGGUUUGUAAAGUUGCCACUGGCGUGACUACCUGGGGCAAGUAAGAACGAUCUAUGUUAGAUUUCUCUCUAUAUAUAAAUUCAUAAAAAUCUGCCACAAAUGAUUAACACAGGUUUUCUUAGGCAGGUGUGUGCAGCGGAAAUGUGAUCUCAUAUGUGGGUUUGUUUGUGAGGCUGUUAUAUUUUUACAGCAAGCCCAUAGUGAUCUCAGGUGGGGUUCUCAGAGGACACCUGGGUUGGUCUUUGUUUUCUUCUUCUUCCAAGGCCCUCUCUUGGCUUCCAGAAUUUCAAGAGUGACACUUGGGAAUUUUGUUCUAGUGUGACAACUGGCAGUUGGUAACUGGACAUUCAUUGUUGGAUCAGUUGCAAAUCCAUAAAAGGGCAUCCUCUUUUGUAUCACGACAGAACUUCUUUUUUUUUUCCCCUUCCCCCUCUUUCGCUUCUGAAUCUUCGACUAAACGGCCUUGUCAAAGGGCUUAAUUGAAAAGUCCAAGCACACAGUAUCAACCCUGAUCUCCCUUAUGCAAGAUAAACAGGAGAAUAGCCUCAUUCCUGGUUCCAGUGUAAGUGGAAAAGGAGCUUAAAUUAGAUUUAAAAUGAACUAUGUACUGAAUACAAGUUUUCAAUCUGCUGUGGCAAGCAACUAUAAAUUACUCACCAGUAAGUCCAAUGAUGGAGCUUUUCAGCCCUCUCCUGCCCCCCCUCCACUCUGCGCAAAUAGACCUAUUUCUGAACAGCAAGGAAUUGUCUGGAGCCAGAGACGUUGGGUCUCUUACGAUCGAAACCAACCUAUAAGAUUUGGGCUUGUUUCUCUUCCAUUUGUAAAAGCAGGAUAAUUCGUUAAUGAGAACAAAAUGAAAGCCUGAUGAAACAUGACACAAAUGCUUCUUUUCACUGAAGUGUAAAAGGAAAGUGAGAAGAAAUUAAGUACUGAAAUAGUAAGUUCCCUUGACAGACAGAGCAGCUUUAAACUGCUUGUCUCGUCACACCCUUUCGCAGAUCAUAGCAUGGAACCAACAUGAGUAUGAUUACUGGGACUGGAAGCCUGACAUUCUCUAAAUAGGUGGCAUUACAUUUUGCCUUCAAAUCAAUAGCAGCAACAACAAAAGUGAUGGUAGCAACAAUACAAUUUUACUGGAGCCAGAGUUCCAGGAAGCCAUGAUAAAAUUUCACAUUUUAUUAUACUGCAUUAUCUGGGUCCCUUUCAAGCUACUGUUAAAAGCAAUCAACAAUCAGUUCUUCAUUCCUCUGAGACAGGCACUUGAUAAAAGGGAAAUUUCUACACAUAUCCUUUCAUGAACUUCCUUGUAGUGGAGUUUGAGGCAGGCCUACAAUCCACAAACUGUUGCCUCUUUCAUGUAAUAUGGACCAGAUGAUAUUGUUGAAUCCAUUGUGUAUCCAAAAUAUGACUAACUUCAUUUAGUUUUGGAGAAAGUUGAUCUGACUUUCGUAAACCCAUUCACUUGAAAGAUGGUACUUGCUUGUAUUCUCAUUUGUGUAUCUUUCGUACAUCACAGCUAAUGCUGCUGAAAUGAGUGGUGGCAAUCCAGCGCCACAGAAUCGUGGCUCAAGGCUACGGUUGUCAUAUGCAAGUUGUUUUAGAGAGUGUUAGAUCAACUAAGCUCUUUUUAUACAAAUUGGGUUGUAGAAGAUGAUACGGCUGAAUUAGGUAUAGCUGUGGUGAGGAUUGUCUGUCUGUAUCCAGUUGUACCCUUGGCAUAUGCCCUUGCUCAUUCUGUCUGGUGACUCAGCUGGUGAGAGGCACUUGUUGUGCUUCCCAGCAUGCUAGAAAUUUUCAUCUGAAAAUAAGACAUCACACGGCACAGAGUCAAAUGUGCAUGGUUCAUGUGAUGAAAAUUCAGACAGCCCUAUCAUCUAUCAUGGGUUAUAACCAACCGAACUAGAUUAAGGCUAGACCCAUUGAAAUUAAUGUACCAAACUAGUUGUGCCCAUUAUUUUCAAUAGGUUUACUCUGAGUAGAACUAACACUGGACACCGGUUGAUUUUAGUGGUUUUGGAUUGUACCCAGAGUCCAAAAGUGUCUCUCAAUUAUAAGUGGCAACAUCAGAAUUAAGAAAAAGGCUUUUAAAAACCAAGAAUGCAGUGCUCAAAUGAUUUUAUAAGUAAAUGAGACAGAACAUGCUGCCUGGUACUUCUUGUCACAUCACCUGAAGUGCUACUUCACACUCACAGAUUCAUGAUCUGCCAUGAUCAUGUAAACUGUGCAAGUAGCAUGCAAGUUAUAACAGACUGAGCAAUUGGGGUGUCUUUUUCAUUCAUGAGACAUUUUCAAGGCUCUUGCUUAUUCUGAAGAUGUUGUUGAAAUGUUGAUUCUUGCUCAGUAGAAUCACAGAGCUAGCGGGUGUCCUGGCAACCUCUGGGAUCAACUCUGUCUCCUCAGGCACCAGUAUUUUAUGCCUAAACCAUGCCAGUGGGUGCCUGUUGAUUCUUGUCUUGGAAGCCUCCAUGGAAAGGGAAUCCAUAACCUAAGGAGCUUGUUUCAUUCCUUAGGUGUUCUCCAUUUCCAGCACUGGCUGCAAGCCAGAUGGCCCUGGUAGCUUCAUAAGCAGGGCCUGAUAGAAACACCCAGCCCCAGUUAUUUGUUCUGAGCAUCUGAUAAUCAGAGCAGAAUUGUCUCCGAACACAAAAGCUUCAUUUUCAGUUGUUUUGGCUAAGAACCCUUAACCGACGUGACUUCCAUGAGCAUAUCUAGUCAUCUAAAAGCUGGCUAAGCCAAGGGCCAUCGGUCUAUCUUGUACUAAUGAAUCCCUUUAAUUACUUGUGUGUUUUGUAAAUAAUACUGCUCAUCAGAUUUGCUGGAUGAUCCCAAGCUCAGGUCAUGGCAUCUAUAGGCAGGACUGCAAGAAGAGUCCAUCUGAAACCCUAGAGAGCCUCUGCAAGUCAGUGUAGACAACACUAAACUAGAUGGACCAAUGGUUUGAAUCUGUAUAAGGCAGCUUCUUACCUAACCUCUUAAGAUUUGCUUUAUAGCAGGGGUCAGCAAACCUUUUCCGCAGGGGGCUGGUCCACUGUCCCUCAGACCUUGUGGGGGGCCGAAAUAUAUAUUUUUUUUUUUGGUGUGUGUGUGGGGGGGGGAGAACAAAUUAUUAUGCCCUACAAAUAACCCAGAGACGCAUUUUAAAUAAAAUGACACAUUCUACUCAUGUAAAAACACGCUGAUUCCUGAACUGUCCGUGGGCCGGAUUUAGAAGGCGAUUGGGCUGAAUCUGGCCCCCAGGCCUUAGUCUGCCUACCCAUACUUUAUAGGGAAACUUCCCCAAACCCAUUGGUCUUCGUUAUCCUGUACCUUUUCUAGUUCCACAAUAUCUUUUUUUGAGUCUGGGUGACCAACCACAUCCAAAGUAAAUGUACUCUAUUUUUUUUUAAAUGAUAUUUAUUGGAAUUUUUUUUUUUAAGUUAAAAAGAAAACAAAGUAGAAGAAGAAGAAAGAAAGAACAAAGAAAAAAACAAACCACAUCCAACAAUACAAAUAAAAAAAAAAAUACACCACAAACAUUUAAAAACAAAUCCAUUAUUCUCAAAUCCUCAACUGUCAUUACCUUCUUUCUUUGACCUCCUCCUCCUCCCUUUUUUUGUAUCCUAGUUGGUAAUUGUCGCAGCAAAUCCUUUCCAUAUUUCAUAAUAUUCUGUCAUUACAUUACCUUAAACUAUUUUAAUCUUAUCUUACUAUAAAAAACCUUGAAACUUAAAACUUAAAUCUUAUUUUUACCAACUUCUCAUAACCAUAAUUGUCAGGGCUGCCUCAAGUCUCAGCUCACAAAAGACCAAAGCCUAUGUCUUCUUAUAUACAAAAGUGUUUAUUGCAGUUCAUUGUUUGCUUGACAUCCUAGGCGCGCAGCCCUACGUCUGCUACGCUUAGACCGCUGAAGUCCCCUCUGAAUCCGUCCCUCCCCUGCACCAAUUUAAGAGGCUUGCGCUGCUCCACCUCUUUCUCUCUUUCCUUUCCGCAGGGUCCUUCUGCCCGCUGGGGUUUCGCUCCUCCUGGAUUCCUCUGACGCGGAAUCAGACUGCUCUUCCCCCCCUCCUGCGGGCUUUGGGACCUGGCCCCUCCUCCGGGCUCCCUGUACUUCCGCGCGCCUCUACAUUUGAACUUGGCGCGCGCGCCAAACCUCUAACUUUCCUUUUGACAGUUUUUUUUAGUUUUUAUUAAAUAUUUUAUUAAGGAUUUUCUUGUUUUACAGAAGUAAGUGUACUGCCUCGUAUAUAUAGUUUUUUCAUGUAACAUUUUUACAAAUCCAUUUCAUUUGUUGAGGCAUUAGGGGGGAGAAGAAAAAAAAAAGGAAGAAUGAUGGGGGGGUGGAGAGAGGGAAGAUGGAUGGGGGUGGGGUCGGGUGGCGGUGUUUCUAUUAUGUUUAAUGUAUGUAGAGUUUGGUGUCAGCGUUGCUUGUGUUGUUCACUUGUGUUCCUUUGGUGGUGAGAGAGGUUGGGGUUGGCCUAGGGUGUGAUUGUCUGCUUGUGAUUGGCUGUGGUGAUCUUUGUUUUCGUGUGUGAGUGAGGUGGGUGGGUGUUUUGGAUCAGGUUAGCCAUAUUGAUUUGUAUGCUGUUGGUGGAUUAUUGUCAUUGUCCUGUUGGGCUGUGUAUGUGAUAAAGGGGAGCCAUACCAGGGUGAAGACGUCUUCUUCUGUUUGUCCCCGUGUCAGUUUCAGUUUAUUAGUUAAUUUUUCUAGUAGGGCUGUUUCCCAUACUAUUUGGUACCAUUGGUCCAUGUUUACUCCUGACAGGUCUCUCCAGUGUCUGGUUAUGGUGUUUCUGGCUGCUGAAAGUAGGUGGGUUAUGAGUUCUUUGUGGUGUAAAUGGGCAUUGUUGUCUUGGAAGAUGUUUAGUAGGGCCAAUUCUGGGGUGAUGUCUAUUACUUGCUUAGUUAUUUUACAUAUUUCUUGUAUGGCUGUUGUCCAGAAUAGUUGGAUUUUGGGACACUCCCACCACAUGUGGAGGUAUGUGCCUGUGGAGGUGCACCCUCUCCAGCAUUUUGGUGAGGUUCCUGGGUGUAUUAGCGCUAGUUUCCUUGGUGUUAGGUACCACCUGUAGGUGAGUUUCAGUGUGAGUUCUUUUCUUUUCGUUGAUAUGGAUUUAAAGGGGGGUUUAGACCACAUUCUGGUCCAUUGAGUGGGGUUAAUCUCAUAGCCUAUGUCAUUCUCCCAUUGUUUUUUGAUUGCAUCUAGGGGAUUUGCGGGAUUUUGGAGUAGUAUUUUGUAUAUUGCGGAUACCGUCCCUUUACCGUUUCCUUUUGUUGUUAGGAGGAGGUUUUCGAAGGUUGUCAGGGGCCUAGUUGCUGCUGAUUUUACUGUUGGGUUGUUUAAGAGGGCAUGUAGUUGGUGUUGUGUUAACCAGGGCAUUUGGGUGUCUUCUAGUUUGUCUUGUAUUUCUUGUGUUGACAAGGGUUUGUUAUUUUUAUAAAAGUCUAUUAGGCGAUAUAAGCCUUUGGUUUGCCAGGUUUUUAUCUGGAGGUUUUGUGCUGCAUGGUGGAAUAAUGGGUGGUACGCCAGGGGGAUUAGUGGGGAUGGGGUUGGGGAUAGUUUGCCUAUUUGUGUUUUCCAUGCUUUGAGCAUGGUCUGUGUGUACCUGUUAAGUGUUGUGGGAAUUUUCUUUAGUUUGUUUGGGAGGAAUGGGUAUGUUGUGGUGCAGGUAUUUUCAAUUGUGUCCCUCUCUAGGUGUACCCAUUGUUUUGUCUCAUCUUCUAGUAUAUAUGGGAUUAUAUGGCGUAUUUGGUUGGCAUUGUAAUAUGCUUCUAUGUUGGGAUUCCCCAUCCUCCUUCUGAGGUGGGGAGGUGCAGGUAUUUGAGGCUUAUUCUUGGUUUUUUAUGUGAGAAGAUGAAAGAGUGUAGUUUUCUCUGCCAACUGCGAAGUUGGGUUGAGGGGAUCCAGAUUGGGAGGGUUUGGAAUAGGUAGGUUAGUUUUGGGAGUGUGAUCAUUUUGAUCAUGGCUAUUUUGUCUGAGAGAGUGAAAUUCAUGUUAUUCCAUCUCUUUAGGUCUUUGUUAAUUUGUCGCCACAGGGGCUUGUAGUUGUGGAGGUACAAUUUAUUGAGGUUUCUGGUUAUUUGUACCCCUAGGUAUCUGAACUUGGUGUGGCAAAGUUUUAUUUUGGUGACCUUCGUGAGUUCUUUUUGGGUGUGAGGAGGGGUGUUGAAGCACAUAGCUUCUGACUUUGUAAAAUUUACCUGUAGGCCCGACACCAUUGCAAAUGUGUUGAGUUCUCUGAUUAGGGAGGUUGCUGUGCUUAUGGGGUCUGGUGUUGUGACCAUUAGGUCAUCUGCAAAGAGCCCUAAUUUAUAGGUUCUGCCUUUUAUUUCCACCCCUUGAUGUCUGUGGCUGCUCGGAUGCUGAUUGCUAAGGGUUCCAGAGCCAGGAUAAAUAAGAAGGGAGACAGUGGGCAUCCUUGUUUCGUGCCUCUUUGGAUAGCUAUAGUAUUAGAAUCCAUAUUGUUAGUUCUGCAUUUUGCUGAGGCUUGGGAGUAUAUUUGUUUGAGAAUUUGUAGGAAGUUGGGGCCAAAUUUCAUGUUAGUUAGUACUGCUAAUAUGUAUUUCCACUCUAAGCAAUCAAAGGCUUUGAGGAUGUCUAGGGACAUAAUUGUCAAUGGGAGUUUGGUUGCCUUGCUGUGUUCGAUCAGGUUCAGUAGUUUCCUGAUGGGGUCUGUUAUAUUGCGGCCAGGGACAAAGCCAGUCUGGUCUGGGGCUACUAACUUGUGUAGGAAGGUUUUUAGGCGGUUGGCCAAGAUUGAUGUGAAUAUCUUGUAGUCUUGGUUUAUUAAUGAGAUUGGGCGGUAUGAUUCUACUUUGAGGCUGUCUUUUAGUGGUUUUGGGAUGGAGACUAUUUUGGAGUGGGUCCAGGUUUUGGGGAUGGGGCCCCUUUUAUGAUGUCGUUGAAUAGGCGGGUCAUGUAGGGCAUCAAGGGUUCUUUGAAUUUCCUAUAGAAUUCUGCUGUGAAGCCGUCUGGGCCUGGGGCUUUGUGUGGUUUCAGGUUUUUGAGGACCGCAUCUAUUUCCUCUGGGGUGAUAGGGCUGUCCAUGAAUUCCUGUUCCUCAUCAGUUAGGGUAGGCAUGGACAGUCCUGCUAGAAAUUUUUUGAUUUCCUUCUCUGGUGGGUUAUGGGAGGUGUAUAGGUUGGAGUAGAAUUCUGCAAAUUCUGAGUUUAUUUCUUCGGGGGAGAAUGUUAUGUUGCCGUCUUUUUUGGUGAUGCAGUGUAUUCUUGUUUUGAGUGCUUUUUUCCUGCAUCUAUUUGCUAGUAAUCUGGAGUUUUCCCUCCAUAUUCGUAGAAACGUUGUUUAGAGUAUAGAAUGUUGAUCAUUGUUUUGUUAAUUUCUAGGGAGUCUAGUUCUCUCCUUUUUUGUUCCAUAAGUUUGAGGAGUUUUUUAGAUCCUGUUUGUUUGUAGCGUGAUGAGAGGGCUGUGAUGUCUUGUUCUAUUUUGCUAAUUUUUGAGGAGGUUUGUUUUUUAAGGAAUGUUUUCUCUUUAUGCAAGCUCCUCUGGUGACCGCUUUCAUUGCGUCCCAUAGGAGGGGGGUUGUUAUAUUGUUUACAUCGUUUUCCUUGAAGUAGUUUUGGAGGGUUUUUGUGAGACUCUCUCUAAUUUGUUUGUUUGUAGUUAGGAUGGGACUGAAGGACCAUGAUGGGGUGGUUUGUGUUCCUUCUCCUAUUUUAACGAUGACUUCUACUGGGGCGUGAUCUGUGAUUUUAAUGUUACCUAUGUUUGUUGAUUCCACUGAGGGGAUCAGACCCUGUGUGAGUAGAAUGCUGUCCAGUCUGGAUACUGUAUCAUGGCGUCCCGAUUGGAAUGUAUGGCUGAUGUCUCCCGGGUUUUGCUCACCCCAAAUGUCGUAGAGACCCCUGCUUUUUAGCAUUUUUAGUAACUUGUAAGGGUUCCUAGUUGUUGGGGGUUUCCUUCGGAGGAAGGUUGCCCAUGGGGUUGUAGGGUGGAUAUCUUUCAGGGCUAUGCCUUUCAUAUUUAGAUUGAGGUCCCCUCCUAGGAUUGCUCCCCUUCAGAGAAGGAGAGGAAUUUGUUUAGUGUCUUCUGGAAGAAUUCUAAUUGUUUCGUGUUUGGGGCAUAUAUGGAGCCAAUUGUCAGUUUGAUUUUGCCAUCUAGUGUCCCUUUAGCGAAAAUGAAUCUGCCUUUUUGUCCUUGAGGACUGUUGUGGCAGUGAAGUUCAGGUCUCUACUGAGUAUUAUGGCUACACCACGAGCUUUCCUGAGCCUCGUGCGACCCACUGUUGACUGAAGCGGGGGUCGCUCAGGAGUUUGCUGCCUUUGGGUGGGUUGUGUAUUUCUUGUAGGAAGGUGAUGUGUGGUUUCAUGGUGUUUAUGUAUGAGGUGAUGCGUUUUCUUUUGAUGGGGUUUCCCAGCCCCUCACGUUUAAUGUAAUUGCUUUUAGGUUAGCCAUCUUGCUUAUCUAUUAUGUGGGCGUAUUCCCUGCCAACCCGGUUGGGUUGUCUUGUAUCUCUCUCUUCGUGUUGUUUAAAGUACCAGUGGGGUUGCGCUGACCUAGGGUGUGGCGGGUGGGGGGCUAAUGGGAUUAGAGUAAGAUUUGGGUUAAAGAGUAGGGGGUAAGUUGUAGAGAGUUUCCUAUAUGUAGUCAUAUAGGUGUUUGUUUGGGGUAUUUUAGGCCAUCUGGCAUUUAGCCGGUUGGUCCUAGGUCUCAGCUGGUGUGGAAGGCCGUGUUCAAGGACAGGCCAUCCCCCCUGUUGUUUGCGAUGGGGGUAUCAGUGAGACAGUGUGAAGUGACUUUGUAACGUCGCUGUCAGGUAUAAGGUUCGUAAGCAAUGUUGCCAAUGUUAUGAGCAACAUUGUUGGUGUGUUGGGGUGGGGAUGUGGGUGCUGGUACGCUCUGGUGCCACCAUAGUGCUGGUUGGGUAUCAGAUUUUAGCCUGACUGUGGGUUGUGUUAUUAAGGUUGGAGUUGUUUUUUCUUAGUAUGGGGUAUGGGGAUGUUGAAGGUGUGGGUGAUGUGGAAUGUGGUUGAGGUCGUCUGGACUGGUGUUGGGGCGGGGAUUUCUGUGGGGGUGCGGGGCUGGGGGAGGAUGUUGAUGGUGUUAACGAAAUCUAUGGUUUUGGGGGAGAGAGGGGGUAAGGGGGGAAUCACCAGUCCUUCAGUUUGUGGUUUUUUCCUGGUUGCUUCAUUCAGCUGGGGUUGUUGUUGUUGUAGGGUUGUCCAUCUGCGAUGAGUUGGUUUGGUUAAUCUUGGUCUGGUUUCUUGUGUCAUAUGGCCGGCGGGACGAUUCUGAGCGUGAUGCUUCUCUGUAUUGGUUUGCACUGUUGUGCCGCUUCUGUUUCUUUUUCUUCUGUACCGUCGUCCAGUUGUUUGCUGUUGUUUCCUCAUGGUUGGGGCUGUCACUUGGUGGGUUUGUCGGUUGCCAUUCCGGUGGGAGGUCGAGUUCAAGGUUCUUUAGUAGUUGCAGGGCCUCAGGUAUGUUGGUAGCCAUGUGUUGUGUUGUAUUGGUUGUUACAAUGAGGCGGAAGGGGAAGCCCCAUCGGUAUUUGAUCCCUGCUUGUUGGAGACGCUGGGUGCAUGGGCGCAAGCUUUUCCUUCGGUUUAGGGUAUCCUGAGAUAAGUCCUGUAAGGCCAGUAUGGGGAUUUCUCCAUAUCGAAGGUUGGUUGAGUUUCUGAGGUGGUACCAUACCUCUUCCUUCUUUUUGUAGCGUGUGAAGCAUACAAUGAUGUCUCUUGGGGGGGCGCUGGGUUUUGGCAUAGGUUUUAGGGCUCUGUGAGCCCUCUCCAAGUCAUCUGCCUCAAGUUUCAGGCUUGGGAUUGUGUUUUUCAGCCAGCGUAUAAUUAGGUCUGCUGGGCUUUUCUCCUCUGUUUUUUCAGGAAAGUUGCGGAAGCGGAUGUUACAACGUCUAUUGCGGUCUUCAAGGUCGGCUUGCUUAAUUUUCAUCUCUCUGUGUUCUGCUUCAAUUUGGUUUACCAGUUCGUCCAGUUUCUUGUUCACACGUGCGUUCUCCUCCCGGUAUUGCUCUAUUAUUCUUUCUUGCAUUUGGUUCUUGUUCUCUAGAGCUUCCACUUUGGAGGUUAGGUUGUUGAUUAGUACCUGCAUGGGAGCCAUUGUGGCCUUCAGUGUUUCUUCUAAUCGUGCUUCUAAUCUUGCUUCCAUUUCCUCAAAUCUCGUUUCGUUAUUGGGUGGUCAUCAUCUUGAAGGGGAGUUACCGUCUUAGCAUUGUUUGUCAUCUCCCUGGUUGGUGUCAUCUCAGUCUCCCUGAUGGUUUUGGUUUGAGGUUGGCUUGGCGUCCUCUUGGAGUAGGGCGUGUGGUGGUUAGGAGUUGUGGCAGUGGUGAUUCCUGGGUAUUGUUGGGUUGCUGAGCUGAUCAGGCGUUCUUUCUUGGUGGCUUAAACAGAGCGUUUGAAUUAGGUGGUCAUUUGUGUCACUUCUAGCCUGUGUUUUGAGAACUCUCUAGGGUUUCUGUAGUUGCCUCAGCGGUGCCGCCAAAGCGGGGGGGGGGGGCAGGUAAGCAGAGAUGGGUAGACUAACGGGCAGACAGUUCAUAUAAAGGGGGGGGUUAGCAGGUAGAGAUGCAAAAGAUUAGAGGGGUGGGGCCAGGGGAAAUAUGUGUUUAGGAGGGGGUUGUAUAUACCCAAAAGGGGUACUGGGGUCCAGCUAAGGUGGGAGUUGGGGUUGGGAGUGCGCUCAGAAACAGAGACAGACAAAUAGGCUCUAUGUAAAGGGUGGAGGGAGAAAAAGGGAAGAAGAAGAAAGAAAGAAGAAGGGGGGAGGUGGGGGGGAGGGGAGAUUGGAGUAAAAGAGAAGAGAGAGAGAGAGAGACAAAAAGAGAGUUGAAAUAGAGAGGAGAGAUAGUACAGUAAUAUCAGCGGUAUUAGAUUGCAGCAGUAGUUUUAGCUAUAGUAUGAGGGGGGCAAAGUAUGAUAUGGUGAUAUGGAUGUGUGUGUGUGUUUCCUUUAGGGGAAGGGGGGAUGGAGAGAGGGAGGAGGGAGAGAAAAGGAGAGGAGGAGGGGGAAGGGUGGGGAAAGGAAGGAGAAGAAAAGAGGGGUGAGGGAGGGAGGGUGAGCUGUGGCAAUGGUAUGGGGGAAAAGUCUUAUUUUAAAAGAGGGGGUGGGGAGAAAGGGCUCCCCUCAGAAACAAACUGACAAACAGGCUAAAAGGGGGGUUGAUUUUAAAAAUAAAGGGGAUAGAAAACAAUGUUGGGGAUGGAAGGGUGGGAUAAUAGGAAAAAUAAGGAAGGGUGGAGAGAGACGAGAGCAAAAAGGGGGUGAAGGGGUUAAAAAGAAAAGGAUUAACAAAACAAACAAACAAAAAACAAACAAACAAAAAAAAAAGAAGGAAAAAGAAGGGGGUAGUUUCUUCCUUUCUGCGAUCUCCUUUGUUAUGCGGCUUUCCUGUUUUCCUUGCCGCUGGAGCUCCGGUCGGCUCAGCCACGUGUUUUUUCGGAGCCUCUUUUGCCUUCCCUACCUCUCCUCUUCUUUCCCGUCGGCAGAGAUGGGGGCAGCAGCGGUAAAGUUGGGGCUCCUUUUGCUUUUUCUUCUUUUCUUCCUCUCUCCCCCUUUCUUUCUCCCUCUUGCGUUAGCUCCACUGUCCUCCUGGUUUUGGAGCUCCUCUCGGCUGUUGAGGGGUGGUCGGGUGCCUUUCCGGCUCAAUCAAGGUCGUGGGGGUGUUUUGGCUCCUUUGAUAGAGGCCCCGGGCACCCCGAUUCCUCUCCGCUGGCAGUGCUGGCGGCAGCAGUCCUGGGAGCCCGGGAGUCGGCCAGACAGAGCCUUUUACUCUGGCUGGCUUCAGGAGCUCUUUUCUGCUGUUGCAGCCGCCAUGCUGCCUUGCCGGAACUCUCCCUUUCCUUUUGACAGUUACACUACUCCCUUCACUGCUCCCCUCCCCUUCCGGGAGGGUGGCUUGCUCUGACCUCCCUCCCUUCUCUGCUGCCGGAGCUGCUUCCCCUGAUACACUGGAAACUCCACCCCCUUCGCUGCACUCUGGUGGGGAGGCUGGUCCUGACGCCCAGCUGCCACUUUGGGAUCCUCCGCUGGCCCCCUGCUCCUGACACGUCCCCCUGGGGCUCCCUGGCCUUGACCACCGGCGCCCCCUUCUGGGAAUCCUCUGAUUCGCUGGAAAGACUCAUGGAAUCUCUUGAGUCAUUGUCAUCCUCUUCCUCGCUGGCUUGGGAUUCAUCCCCAUCGCUCUCCAUCUCCUGCCUACCCUGUGCCUCUCUCCCUGAACCCCUGACAAUAAUAUUCUUACAUAAUUCUUUAAACAUUUUUACUAAAGCCAAGUAAUUUCAUUCCAACAUUUUUCUAACAUUCAUCAAUUUUAUAAAAUUGAUAGUAGAAAAAGAAAUAAAAACAAUCCAAUCUUCACCCAGCGUCCCUUCCUCCUGGUCCCGGGUUUUGUCAGUCCUUAUUAUCCCAUCGAUCUAGCGCAUUAACCUGGUAACCUUAUAUCCGAGGCCCUUAAGUCUCUUCCAUGUCCCUUCCGCAGCUCUUCUUCAUCUUUUUUUUUUAUAAGAUAUUUAUUAAAGUUUCAACAUAUUACAAAAAUAAGCGAAAAAAGAAAGAAAAAAAAGAAAAAACAAAUGAAAAAUGAAAAUACAAAAUAGAAACAGUUAAAAAAACAGAUUAGUCUUUCCAUGUCUUAUCUUUCAUUUACUUGUUUCCCCGACCUCCUCACACCUCCCUUUUUUGUAUUCCAGUUCAAUUAUUUUGUUCAGCAAAUCCCUCCCCUCUUUUAGUAUCCUAAUCAUUAAUCAUAAAAAUAUUGUAAUUUUAGAUUUUUACAUAUUACAUAGUAAACCCUUUUUUCAUCUUCCCUUGUAACCUUUCAGCUAAAGACCACUUAGUUUCUAUCCAACAUCAAUCUAACAUUCAUUAAUUUUACAAUAUUUCUGUAAAUAAUCUUUAAACUUUUUCCAAUCUUCCUCCAUUGACUCUUCUCCCUGGUCUCGGAUUCUGCCAGUCAUUUCCGCCAAUUCCAUAUAGUCCAUCACCUUCAUCUGCCAUUCUUCCAAGGUGGGUAAAUCUUGUGUUUUCCAAUACUUUGCAAUAAGAAUCCUUGCUGCUGUUGUGGCAUACAUAAAGAAAGUUCUGUCCCUCUUUGGCACCAAUUGGCCGACUCGCAGCUCUUCUUCAUCAAAGUAAAUGUACUCUAAGCCUUAGCUCAACUUUUCCCAACCUGCUGCUUUUCAUGUACUUUCAUGUACUACAAGUCCCAUCAUCCUCAACCAUUGACCAUGCUGACUGGGACUGGUGAGAGUCGUCAUUCAAAACUUCUGGAGGGUAACAAGUAGGCAAAGUCUCCAUUAGUGCACCAUAGCUUUACAAAGGAACAUUCAGAUAUGAAAUGGUGGUAGCUAAUGUACAGUGUGAUGAAAACUAAUAAAAUAAUCUCUGGAUCUUUCUAUUUAAAAGUUGGUGAACAGAGAUGAAAGGCCUGCAAUAGAGAAACCAAUAAUUUCUAAAGAGAGAGCGAGAUCGUUUAUCUAGUGAACAAGUUGUUCCCAUUAAAUCUUUCUAUGUUAAAAUUGCAUCAGUUUGUAAACAAUGAUAAAAGGACUGCACCAAGUCAGUAAAUGAUGCUUCUUUUCUUAGUAGAACUUUUCAUUUUGCCUCCACUUUAGACCAGGGGUCAUAAAGACGUAUGCCUCUUAGACUAUUCUCAUUAAGAGUUAAUUUCGCACUCUUAGGUAGGAAUCCUGGGAACUGGUAUUGAUUACUGAGAGUUCUUUGUUGCGAUUUCCUGGUUUCAGCUAACAUAGAUGCUACUAUACACAGCUAUUUUAAUCACAGCUCUCUUUUGGGAGAGGUCUGGUGUCUUAAUUCUCAGCAUAUUGCUUCUAGUAUGCUUUUGUCAAUACAACUAAUUUUCAAAUGUGGAUUUUAUUGCAUGUUAUGCUAGUAUGCCCUGUUGUUUUGUCUGUUUCUUUACUGCGUGGGGACAUGUUUCUUGCUAUAUGCUUUCCUUUUUAAAAUAUCAUUGAUGUCUGAUUUGUAUUGUGCAAUCUGUCAUUGUUGGUUUGCUUGAUUGUAUUAUAAAAUCUCAAUAAAGCAGCAAGGGACUUUAACCCCCCCUCCAAAAUCAUGAUAGUUAAUUUGCUAAGGUUAUUGGGCCCAGGAUACCAUAAGGAUCUCCUAAAUAACUUAUAAAUUUCUUUUAUGAAGUUUUUGCCCUCUUGGUUUCUGAGUUUUCCAGUACGUUUUGCCAUCUCGGCAUAGUCCAUCAGCUUGGUUUGCCAUUCCUCUCUGGUAGGGACUUUGUCUUCUUUCCAACUUUGGGCUAGUAACAUCCGGGUGGCUGUUGUUCCCUACAUGAAAAGUCUUUUCUGCUCCUUUGGAAUAUUGGUACCUGUAAUUCCUAAUAAAAAUGCUUCUGGUUUCUUAACAAAGGUUAUUUUAAACAUCCCCCCCCAUUUCAUUAUAUAUAAACUCCCAGAAAGCUUUUAUUACCUUACAAGUCCACCACAUAUGAUAAAAGGUACCUUCUUUUUCUUUACUUUUCCAGCAGAUAUUUGUACUUGUCCUAUACAUUUUUGUCAACUUAGUAGGAGUCAAAUACCACCAGUACAUCAUUUUCAUAUAGUUUUCUUUCAGUGUAUAACAUCCUGUAAAUUUCACGUCUGUUUUCCAUAACCUUUCCCAAUCUGCCAUCUGGAUAUUAUGUCCCAAAUAUUUUGCCCAGUAUAUCAUUAUCAACUUGACCUGUUCAUCUUUUGUGUGCUAUUCUAAGAGCAAACUGUACAUUUUCAAAAACAAUUUAGCAUUAUUUUCUAACAAAUCUUUUUGAAAUCUUGAUAUCUCACGACUAAAACCUUUCUUCUUAUCUGUCUUAAAAAUAACAUUUAGUUAGUGAAACUGUAACCUAUUAGUCGUCCCCUAUGUUAAAGAGGCCCACGGACCUCAACUAAAAGUCAUGCAUUUAGUAUAGCCUGCCCUAUGCUGUGGAACAGUACUCCACAAGAGAUUUGGCAGGCAUUCUCGCUUUUGACUUUCAGCCAUCUCUUGAAGAUCUUUUUAUGCUGACAGACCUUUGCAAACCUUUUAAAUUUUUAUUUCUGGGCGACUUCCAGUUGAGAGCGACCCCGUCGCAAGCAGGGAUUUUUCCGAGCGGAGAAUCCCGGGUUUUUCGGAGUAUUUAGGGGUGCCACAGGGCGCAGUGGCCCCCAGAAGUAGUGUCUGAAAGAUAAUGUUAGAAACAUAAUAAAUACUCUGGAAUAUCUGACCGCUAGUGUAAUGAGUAUGGGUUGCUCGUGCGUAAGUUGCCGCCUCUCCUGGCUAUGUUGCCUUGUUAAACCUUUCUGUCUGGACAGCCCUUCACUUCGUGGCUGCCUUAGUCGCUAGCAGAAUCCGUCAGUGGGCGUUUCUUAAACCUUUUCCAACAUAAAAGUUGUUUGACGCCAAGUCUCCUCCUACUCUCCCUGCGCGGAAGCCUUCUGCGCAGGAAGGGCGUGGGUAGCGGAGGACCAGUGCUCUCCCCGCUGGUGUCCGGUGAAGAGUCCUGGAGCCCUCUCGCCGAUUCCCCCAUCUGCCCCUCUUUAUUCCUGGUGUUGCGCUGAUUUGCUUCCCCAUCUGCUGAGCUGCCUCUCUCCCUACUGGGCCCUUCUCCAGCAUCAUUUGAGAGCCUUCCCUCCGCCUCUAGCUCCGAUGUCAGUUCCCUGACAGCUAGGAAUGAGAAACAAGCUAUAUUAAUGUUUGUAGAUGCGGAGAAGGCAUUUGAUAAUAUAUCAUGGGAAUUUAUGUUAAAAAAUUUAGAACUCAUGGAGGUGGGGAAUGAUUUUUAUAAUGGAAUAAGGGCGAUUUAUACAGAGCAAAGAGCUAAACUGAUUGUGAAUAAUGUAAUUACAGAAGAAGUGAAGAUACUGAAAGGUACAAGACAGGGAUGUCCUCUUUUGCCACUGCUAUUCAUAAUGGUUCUGGAAGUUCUUCUGAGUUCAAUCAGACGAAAUGAAUUAAUAAAAGGUCAAAACGAAUAUAAAGUUAAAGCCUUUGCCAAUGACCUGGUAAUAACGAUAGAAGAUCCCUUAAAAAGUUUAAAUGAGGUGUUAGAGGAGAUUGAACAAUUUGGCAAGGUGGCCGGGUUUAUAUUAAAUAAGAAAAAAACCAAAGUAAUGGUUAAGAAUAUGGACCAGAGUGUAAUAGAAGCAAUGCAACGAGAAACAGGGAUUGAAGUGGUGAAGAAGGUAAAAUAUUUGGGAAUAUGGUUAACUUCAAAAAAUAUUGAUUUAUUUCAAAACAAUUAUACACUGGUGUGGAAUGGAAUUAAAAAAGAUCUGGAGGUAUGGGGAAGGAUGAAACACUCUUUUUGGGGUAGAAUCUCAAUGAUUAAAAUGAGCGUGCUUCCAAAGAUGUUAUUCUUAUUUCAAAUGAUUCCUAUAAUCAAAGGGACAACGAUCUUUAAAGAGUGGCAAAGAGUAAUUUCAAGAUAUAUUUGGCAGGGUAAAAAGCCUAGAAUACAAUUUAAGUUAUUAACAGAUGUGAAGGAAAGAGGAGGCUUUGCCCUGCCAGACUUGAAAUUAUAUUACGAAGCGUCUUGUCUCUGUUGGUUGAAGCCAUGGAUAAAAUUAAAAAAUAACAAACUGUUAGACUUAGAAGGAUUUGAUAACAGAUUUGGAUGGCACGCGUAUUUAUGGUUGGAGAAGAAGAAAAGUCAUAAGGGUUUUGAGAAUCAUAUCUUCUGGAGAUCCUUAAUAGAAAUAUGGGAUAGGUAUAAAAAUGUAUUAGAACCUAAAGUCCCACACUGGUUGUCUCCAUUAGAGGUUAUGAGUGUAAAGAAAAUUAAUAUGAGAGGGAAUUGGAUUACUUACGGUGAUUUAAUAAUUAAAGAAGGGGGGAAAUGGGAAAUGAAGCCAUAUGAACAAGUAAAAGAACAUGUGUUUGAUUGGUUGCAUUAUUUCCAGGUAAAUGAAAUGUUUAAAAAGGAUUUUAAAGAGAGUGGAUAUACAGAAAAAGAAUCGAAAUUUCAAACAGAGAUAAUAAAUAAUGAUUAUAAGAUAAUAUCAAAAAUGUAUAAAAUGUUGUUGGAAUGGCAAACGAUGGAUGAGGAGGUAAAGUCUGUUAUGAUACAUUGGGCCAGAGACUUUGGUUAUAAUAUACAAUUGGUUGAUUGGGAAAAAGUAUGGAAUGAAAAUAUGAAAUUUACUGCAUGUACUGCGUUAAAGGAGAAUAUUAUGAAAAUGGUAUAUAGAUGGUAUAUUACACGGGUUAAGUUAGCAAAAAUGUUUAAAACAUGUAAUAAGUGUUGGAAAUGUAAAGAAAAAGAAGGAUCGUUUUUCCAUAUGUGGUGGGAAUGUAAGAAGGUAAAGGGUUUCUGGGAAAUGAUAUACAAUGAGUUGAAGAAGAUGUUUAAAUACGCAUUUGUAAAGAUACCAGAAGCCUUUUUGUUAGGAAUAAUAGGAAGAGAGAUAAAUAGAAGGGACCACAAACUUUUUCAAUACGCAGUAACAGCGGCAAGAAUAUUAAUGGCCCAAAAAUGGAAACAAGAGGAGUUACCAACCCUUGAAGAGUGGAGAAUGAAACUAAUGGACUAUGCAGAAUUGGACAAAUUGACUGGGAAGAUCAGAUAUCAGCGGGAUCACAAGUUCAUCGAGGACUGGGGAAGGUUCACAGAUUAUCUGAAAAGCAUAUGUGACGAACAGACAACGCUAGUGGGUUUUAAAGAGGCUUUGUGAAAGUUAAAGAUGUACUGUAAAAAAGAAAUAGAAUUGAAAGGAUAAUACUAAAUGGCAAUACUAAAUAUAGAGAAUGCGUAAAAAUGAAAAAUAUGGAUGAUUGGUGGAGAAGCUGGUGGAAGUCCAAAAAGUUGAAAUUUGUGAAUAAUGUUUGAGAUGGCGAAUUUGUAAAAGGAAAAAUUUAAUAAAAAUUAUUAUAAAAAAAUAAAUAAUUUUUUAUUUCUGAUUAGCCAGUUACUUGUAUUUUUAUUUUUUAAAUUGGUGUUUUAUGUCUUAACAUUGUACAUGAUGAUGUCAUAAUAUGACAUGAUAUGGCGGUAUAGAUUGAUUGAUUGAUUGGGUGGGUAUGCAGUGUCUAUCACUGGUCUUCAACUGGUGGGAUGGGACCCACUAGUGGUAGGGAACCACCUGUGGAUCACAGCCUGAUCUAAGGUGGAUCUCAGUGUAUACUACAUGGCUUGUGGAACAUGGACCACUUAUAAACACCAUCUCCAACUCCUCAAAAGAUUCCAUCAACGGUGUCUCCGAAAAAUGUUACACAUUACUUGGGAAGACAGGCAAACUAAUACCAGUGUACUGGAAGGAGCAAAGAUCACCAGUGUUGAAGCAAUGAUUCUUCAACAUCAGCUUCAUUGGACUGGUCAUGUUGUACGGACGCCUGAUGAUUGUCUUCCAAAGCAACUACUCUAUUCCAAACUUAAAAGUGGAAAGUGUAAUGCUGGUGGUCAACAAAAGAGGUUUAAAGACUGUCUCAAGACAAAUCUAAAAAAAAUGUAGUACAAACAUCAAGAAUUGGGAAACGCUUGCCUGCGAGUGCUCCAAUUGGUGAACAGCCUUUACCAAAGGUGUCAUGGACUUUGAAGACACUCGAACUCAGGACGCAAAGGAGAAAUGUGCUAAGAGGAAGGUACGCUUGGCAAAUCCACACCGUGAUCAACUCCUGCCCAGAAAUCAAUGUCCCCACUUUGGAAGGACAUGUGGAUCCAGAAUUGGCCUCCACAGUCACUUACGGACUCACUGUUAAAACUGUGUUAUGGAAGGCAAUCUUACUCGGCUAUGAGUGAUCGCCGAAGAAGAAGAAGAAGAAGAAGAAGAAGAAGAAGAAGAUAUGGCAAGAUAUUGAGACAUGGGUCCCCAAAUGCGUGUCUGGGUUAAAAGUGGGUCUUUGGGUUGGAAAAGGCUGAAGAUACCUGGUCUACAUUACUUUAAGCAUGGGACAGAUUCCAUGUCUAGUGGUAUUAACAGAAAGAUCUUGUUUGUAUUUGGAGUUCAGGCCCAGUGGGCAGUGCAAGUUUCCACAGUUCAAAGAAGGAAAACCACAAAGGUCCCCUGCUGAGGCUUCCAUAGUUUUUGGUUGUGAUUUGAGGGUGGUGUUGCAAUGAGCACCACUUAUCUCAAUAUCUGUGGUUUGCCCAUUUGUGCUGCACUUCCUUGUGCAUGGAAGAAAAAAGAACAAGGAAGCAAAUUUUAAGUUACGGUAGUUUCUGCCAGUUGGUUCUGCGGGCUUCCUAGCAGGGUUCAAGAUGCUCAGUUUCAAAUUCCUUUUGUUUUGAUGUUAACAGAUCCAUAGGUUAUGCCCAGGCAUAGCAGGCCAUGAACAAAAGAAAAGGGAUGGGGGGCAGUGUUUGAAAUUCCCAUUGUUCUAGGUGUGUUUUGUGACAGGGAAUUUCAUUAGCACAAGCGGUUUCUGAGCUCUGGGCGCAGUACUGCACCUAAGAUUUCAGAUUAAAACUGCAGAGUGGAAGGAAAGGAAGACCUUUUUCUGCCUCCCCUCUUCCAACUACUCUCUGAAGACUGAAGAAGAGACCAUCUUAAGAAUAUUAGGGGGGUGGGCAGGGCAAGGCCCAGACCAUGUGAAAAAUGAACAUAAUAUGUUAGCUGCAGUUCAUUCAUUUUCAGCUUUGUACUCUUGUCUAGUGCACCUAGACAUUCUGUUUUUGCGCCCAUAACCUAGGUUUAAGGUCCAUUUAGCUCCUAGCUUCCAUAUCUCAGUUUCUAACACUGGGGGUGGGGGUGGGGAGCUGCCAGAAAGAAACUACAGCUGCUUUUGGCUUACGGCUCUUUUGGAUUGGAUGUGGCUGCACUAGUAAUAGCUUAAUGGUUUUCUGUUUAACUAUAAUUAACCUGACAGCAGGGUUUGAAUAUUGCAUUCAGGAGAAUUGUGCUGGCUUGGCGUUUAUAGUACGGGAACAAACAAUUAGUUCCCCAUGAGUAAAAUGUUAAGUCAAAAUGUUUAUUUAUAAAGGUAAAUAGGGUGGGCUGCUCUGUCUCCCUAAAAAGAGGGUGGGAGUGCAGAAAAAAAAAGAGAAUAGAAAACUCCACACAUGUCACCAUUUAAGAGUGUCCACAAUGUAGGUUAAAGUAGUAUUUACUCACCACGUCAUAGAUUGUUCUUUGAAACUAUCUGUUGUCAUGUAGGAAGCACGGCAAUGUAUGUGCAAUUCCAUGCCUCUCUGAUCUUAAGAGAAGUCUUCAGCCAGAUUCUGACUUCCCUCACCCCACCCGAAUCAUUUUGGCAAAACAAAAUCCUUUGCCGGCAGGAUUGAAGCCACACCUACAGAAGAAGAUCCUUUUUCACUGCUGGCUGUGAUUCAGGCUGGUGAUGUGAAGGGAUAUUUGCAGGGAAGCCCCACUUACAGCUGCGUUAGGAAAUGCCCAGUGGGAAAUUCUGUAGCACAGCUGAUGGCUGUAGGCUUCUUGUUGCUGCUGAUUGGUGCUGACAGAAUCACCGGGAGCACUCUGAGUUGGUUUCCACUGGCCCCGUUUGGCACCAGGUGUGGGCAGGUGGGUAUGAUUUGGGGAAAUUAAGCCGGCAGACUGAACGUUCCCCACCACUUCCAGAAGUUUUCGAGCAGGAGGGUUGGGAGUGCACAGUGCAGCCCCUUGCUUCAGUGUGUAUGAGGGCAACAAAGUCUUGAGGUGCUCCACUCAUUGGUCCUGGAUCUUCCAGUGUGAUUGACGUUUCCCAGCAAGGACACAGACUGGAGUGGCUAAGUAAGGUGAGUAUCAGAAGGAACCCUGAGAACAUUUCAAGAAGUACCAGUGUUGAUGAAUACUAGAGAAAAAGCAACUUGGUAGCAAUCUAAUGGCUGUUUCAGCAACAUCACUAGGAAAUGCAUACAGUGGUACCUCGGUUUUCGAGCCUCGCUGUUGAUGAACAUUUCGGUUUACGAAUGCUAUAAAACCGGAAGUAAAUGCUUUGGUUUUCGAACACGCCUCAGAAGUCGAACAUGCCAUGUGGCUUCCACUGAGUGCAAGAUCCUGAGACUUAGCUGUUGGCUGUUGAGUUUUCGGUUUCCGGACGUUUCAGAACUGGGUCUUCCGGAACGGAUUACGCUCGAAAACCGAGUUAACACUGUAUAUGGAAAUGCUUGCUUGAAUACUUUUAUUUACCUUUUGGAAGUUAUAAAAGAGAGCGUUGGGUUGGCUAGAUUUCUUCUGUUAGAGUCUUUAAAACCCUUACUCCUGGCCCACUAUUGUGGUGGAUUAAUUUCUCUCCAAACCAAGCUGCAAAGGUGUCUGUCUCUUCUUGAUCCUUCUAUAUCGCAAAUGUCUUUUCAUUUGAGGACUGUGGGGUGGGGGGUUGAGUUAGAGAGCUCCAUGCAGGAGAUCCCCUUCAUGUGAUACUAAUCCUUUUCUGUCUGGAUUUCCCAGUCCGGCAUGUGUUGUGCCUCUACCCCCUUCAUCACCAGGGAGUUAACAGCUUUAGGGCUCCAGCACUAUAGCAACAUUCCAGUCAGUGAGCCGUCUGCCUGAAUGACCUCAGCAUGUGGGAGAAUGGUUGUAUUCUCAGUUAUUAUGUUGGGACUGCUUUGGAAGGAUGUGUAGCGAGGAAGAGGGAAUGGAGAAGAAGCUAGAAAUAGAUGCCCAGUGCCAGAAUCCUCUCUCAAGUAUAAACAGCUACCCUGUUUUUACAGCCGCUUCGUAAGACAUACACUCCAGCAAGGCUUGCCCUUUGGACUUGAGCGACUAUGACUUAAGAUUUAGGUGCUGUUCUUUUAGAAAGGCUUUAGUUUAGUAUCUCAAGCUUUUCUAGACGAUUGCUUUAUUGUGUACUGUUGUUUCUUGGUUGUGACAGCAGAUUGAAAUUUCCUGCCCACCCCCCAGGCCAAGCAAGUCUGUUGUGGGAAAAUUAGAUCUCGGUGACACUGGAAGAUGCAGUAUUAUUAUCUUUAAUCAGUGGAAACAUAUUAUUUCCCUCUUGCCCACUUCUAGUACUGUUUGGAGUGCUGCACAGGAUGUGGCAUUGCAAAUAUUAUGGGCAUCUGUUGGUUCGUGUCAGUGACAUCUCUGGCGAUCUGUGACACACUUGGCAUUUAUCACACCAUUGAGAGAAAAUGGAAAAUGGAAAAGGCCAAUUGCACAGGCUCUGGAGAAUCAGUGACUCACAAAAGCAUAAAAAUAUCAUUCUGGCGAAGUCUAGGCAGUUGCGUUCUCAACUUAGCAUUGGAAUCUAAUCUGUACCGAAAAUACUUUGCAGUGCAAGAUGUAUUAUUACUGCACACCGAUUGGUAUUUCCUUCUGGCCUCCACCCUCAUUUCUUACAGAAAUCCUAUGUUGUAUACCCAGUCUUUAUCAAAUAUUAUGCAUCAAGCUUCUUGUUCAUUAAAUGAAGGCGGUCAAAGAAGGCAUCCGUCUAAAUUCUCCUUGAGAGGCUUAGAGUUACCCAUGCAGUUUUUUGGCAUUUGGAAAUUCCUGUACUUUUUCAAGCCACUGCCAUGGAAGUGAGGCAUAGUGGAGUCAAUCUGUUCUGCUCAUGUCAAUCCAGCCUUCUCUGAGCUAGGGAGUGUGGGCAGGAGAAAGAGGAGCCUUCUCCUUCUGUAUCCUAUUCUGGUUUACUCCAUAUCUGAGGUGUGUGGGAAGAUGCACUGAAUGAAACAUACCAUCUUGAUACUGGGUUAGGAAACAUAACAGAUUGAUUGGGCGGUGGGUGGGCGAGCUAUGGGAUCCUGAGGUUUAAAUGCGUUCCAAGAGAGAAAGAAAGUCACAAAAAAGGUAUUGCUAAAUAGAUGCAUUAUGUUCCUGUUUUCUACUAAACAACAGAUGAGCAAACUCAUUUGAGGGUAGGAAGGACAGCUCCAAACACUAUGCACUGUGAAUAAUAAUAUGAGAAACCCAAGUGCCAUUAUGCUUCAUUACUUUUUAUGUAAAAAAAGAAGGAAGUAAUUAUAUAAGUAGACUAUAAGUAUACCUAUAUAAUGAGAUAAUUUACCAGUUCCGCACAACUUAAGAUAGUCUGUCUGGAACAGUGACUUAACGAGACCAAGGUGGAGAGUGCUGUUUUGACUUCUCACAACCAGUGCAAAUAAGAUUGUAGUGAAAACUCUGUGAGCACCUUUUUGUUUCCUCGAGUUUGCUAAUAUCAGAACUUGAAACAUCCCUGACGUGGGGUUCAGUCCUUGGUUCCCCACUGUCUUCUGUUUUAUUAGGUCUGGUGGACGUUGUCUCUGUCUCCUUGCCCUUGCUCCACAGAGUGGUGUACACCAGCUUUCUGCAAACUGGUGUCUUCCAUAAGCCUCAUUGACCAGGGCUGUUAAUGUUUAGGAAUGAUAGAAGUUGCAGUCUGGAGAACACUGGGUUGGAGAAAUUCAUACUAUGAAGGCCUAUCUAAACAGUACAGUUUUCAGAAGACAGAAGGCAGAGAUGGUUCCUGCCAAACCUCAACUGGUAAGGAGUUCUACAAGGCAGGGCCUACCACACUAAAGACUCAGUUUCUAGUGAAGGCCAAGCAAACCUCAAGGGCAUGAGGAACCGCCAAAAGUGACCCAUCAGGUUCUCAGUGAUUGAGGUGGAGUAUAAGGGAUCAGAUGGUCCUUAAGGGACUUUGGGCCCAUGUUGUUUAGGGCUUUGUGAAUUAACACAAGAACUUUGAACUUGGUCUGGCAGCAAAUUGGCAACCAGUGCAUGAAAGGAACACCUGAAGGACCUCAAGUCCCCCAAAUCUGCUGUAGAGGGAGUACAACUUUUCCCCCAGAAUACGACUUGCCCACAGCACAUCCUUCUUAAAUUGAUUGCCCUUCAGUUGAUUGGCCAAGAUCCUGUCCAUUACUGAUCUCAGACACCCGUUCAGCACUUUUACUGCCUCACCCGAAUCUCAUGAAAAGGAGAAACAGAGCUAGGUGUUGAUGAUAACAUACAAAAGGCACCUCACCUGACUCAAACCCUCUGGAUGACAUGACUCAGCAGCUUAAUGUCGAUGAUAAACAGCACUGGAGUCAGAAGGAAAAUAUGAGGGGACGCUGUACCAUAGAUGUCUUGAUGUUGUGCUGUAAUCUCCCCGCACCAUAUUUUGAAAGUUUUUUUUCCAGGUAGGCACCCUCAGUCCUGCAACUCAUUCUCUCCAGAAAAAGACUAUGGAGGGCAGGACUCAAACCAAUAGCUCUUCAAAUUACAAGAAAGGAGACUAAACAGCAGGAAGAACUUUCUGACAGUAAGAGCUGUUUAACAAUUGAAUGGUCUCCCUCUGGAGGCUGGGUGGCCAUCUGUCAUGGAUGUUUCAGCUGAGAUUCCUGUCUUGCAGAGGGUUGGACUAGAUGACCCUGGGGUCCCUUUCCAACUCUACAAUUCUAUGAUUCUUUGUGAGUGCGUGUAGAAACUAGUCUAUUGUACAAAGGUAAAAUGUACGCUUGUUGCUUUGCCCAUUUUUGCCUCUGGUCCUGCCUACCACUGGGAUGUAGACCCUUGGAAGAUUACCGAGGUGGAAAUGUGACCCUCAGUCUGAAAAACCCUGCUCUAGGCCUAUCCAGGUGUUAUUUAAAUGGGUACCUCAUCACACCUGGGUUGGGUGAGAGUGCUAGCCCCAUCCUUCCUUCUGUUGCCUUCCAUGAGUCUACAGGUCCAUAUCGGAUCCCCAUAUAUUUUGGAAGUUAGGGAAGUUUUUAAUGUGUGGUGUUUUAUCGCUUAUUUAUUUAUUUAUUUAUUUAUUUAUUUAUUUAUUUUCAAAGCAAAAUUACAACAAAAAUUAACAAAGAUUGAAUCCAAAAUAAAACAGUACAAACAAGAAAAAAACAAAUCAAAAACAAAACACAAGAGAAAAAAAGAACACAAAAAACCAAAACAAAAACACACAUCUAUAAAUAAAACGAUAUCAUCAUUCUAAUCUAGUCAUUACAUACAUACAUUGACUUCCUUCCUUUGGUCUAAGACCUCAAAAUUUUUACUCUUUCUAAGCUGUUGUGUCUGAUAUAGAUUACCUCUAUCUUUAUACUUUUUUACACCAUUUUUCUCUUUCUUUAACCCUGCAAAUCAUCAUUCAUUACAUACUGAUAUGCUUUUAUCCCUUUUUUAUCAUUUAUUCUGUUGGGAGCCGCCCAGAGUGGCUGGGGAAACCCAGCCAGAUGGGCGGGGUAUAAAUAAUAAAUUAUUAUUAUUAUUAUUAUUAUUAUUAUUAUUAUUAUUAUUAACUCUAAAGCAAAAACAGGUACCAAGAAGGCAGCAGAUUUAACCCACUUGUCCCUGCAAGAGCAGCCCUGCAAUCUUCUAACACUGUGCAACUUCAGUUUUCAUCGACAUCAGGUAACCAAUCUAUCAUCAGAUUAGCAAAUGAAAUUUAGAGGCGCUGUAGUUGAAAUAAGAUUUCAUUGGCUGGAUUGAACAGAUUGUCCCUGAUAAUCACACUUUCAGAACGGUUGGUGUUCCUGCAUUGGGCUUGGACUAGAUGCGCCUUGGCAUCCCAACUCUAUGAUUCUGUGGUGGUAUCAAAAGCCACAGAGAACUCCAGGAGAAUAAGCAGAGUUGCUUAUCCCUUGUCUCUUUUCUCAGCAUCGUUCAUUGGGCUCAUCUAAAUAGUUUCUGUACCAAAACCAGGCCUGAAACCAGAUUGAGAUAGGUCUGGUAUGCUCAUUCUAGUCCUAAAAAAAGAAAUAUGCAAAAUGAGAGGUGACUCAUAAAGUGGGGGGAAAAAUUCAAGGUCCAUCUGGUCGUAUUCUUUCCCCUUUCACAAGGCAAUGUCAUCUUCACUCAGCCACACAUUUACACCUGCCAGUAUGUCAGCCCACAGAAUAUCACAGUAACUAACACUGUUACUGUUGUGGAAGUUAGCUUAUUUUAUAUUUAUGCUGUAGCGGAGGAAGUAUGAGGAGACAGCUCAGAGAACAAAGAAGGCUUAGAUAUAGUCCUCCUGAAACACUGGAGGUAAUAUUUUGCUUUCAUUCUGCUAUUGGUUGAUGUGGGUAGUGGAUAUAAAGUUUCCAUCUGACUCUGCUUUUCUUGAAAUUGUUGAUGCUGCAGAUGGUGAUCUCUGUAUCAGCAUCCCUCAGUAACUGUCACUUGGGUUUGUAAGGUGUCUUUCACCACAAGGAGCAUUGAACCGGAGAAAAAUAAAACUUGUUCCUCUUUUCGCAUUUCUUAAAAUGAACCGCAAGAACUUCAGCUCACUUACAAUAAAUAAACAACACCGAGACCUUGGGAAACUUCUUUUGUAGGUAAAUUGGAAUGUCACACAAAAAGCAGCGCAGGACUUCUCUGCUGAAGCAGAGAUGUGUUGGGAAUGGUGUGCGAGUCAGUGAGAGAUUUCCAGCCGAAUUGAAAGAACUAAAUAUUUAUUAUUCCUGGAGCAAAGAGAAGAUCUGCAUCCUGUCACAGUGCUCAACUUUUUGAUGACCACUCAAUAUGCAGCAAGGGAGGGGGGGAAAAGUUGUUUCCCUAACUCAGUUGAAAUUUAAAGUGCCAGUAGCUUGAAAACAGAACCCUCAUCGCUGGGAGAGAGGUUUAUCUUAAAUUCCUCACUUUCAUCCUGCAUUUGUGUAUAUAAGAGUAUGCCUGUUCAAGUUCAAGAAAAUGCAGGUAGUAAAAAGAGUGCAGCUCCAGCAUUUGGUUGAGCACAAGUGCUCAGACUCCUUACUUGUGCCAUUCCUUUCCAGGCAUGGCAAACUUGGCCCUCCAGCUGUUUUGGGACUACAUUUCCCAUAAUCCCUGACCAGUGGUCUGUUAGCUUAGGAUGAUGGGAGUUGUAGUCCCAAAACUGCUGGAGGGCCAAGUUUGGCCAUGCCUGCUUUAAACCAAGUUGCAAUGCAAGCUGUUGAAGUAUUUCUGUGGCUAAUAAGGAAGGAGCAAAAAUAGGCAGUUUCACUGCCUGCCUCUCUGUCACCCUAAAAAUGGGUACAGGAUGUCCGAAGGAAAAGGAAGGAGCAAAGGCUUGAUAAAAUGCUACAUUUUUAAAGGAACCCAUGGAAGCAAAAAGCCCACCAUGUCAGCCCGUCGUUUUGUCACUCUAUACAACGGCAAGUGGAUAGUUCCAAAAUGGAAUUGCCACCUCUUGGACCAAUCGGGAAACAUUCAGAAUCUAAGGUAUGAAAAGUGGGGGAAAUAGAAAUUCUUAUUUCAGAGAUGUUUAUGCACUUCAUUGAAGUUCUGCUUUUAAAGACAGGACAAGAAAAGAAAUACUACUUCUAAGAAAUGUACAAAGAGGACUACUGUUAGCUUUCAAUUUCAUGUCAGUGUUUUUUCUGUGGAUUGCAAAGCUGACUGCUAAUUGUGCUGUUACCUUGCCAUUGGAGAGUCUUAUUCACUUCAGUGAAUCUGUUCAGUUCCGUGAAGGAAGGCUGGACACGAAGAACAUUCAGCACUUCUACUGACCAGCAUAACUGAUUUUUGUUUCAUUGCUAUCUGAUUAUGCAGGUGGUAAUGGAACACAGUUUAAAAGGUCUGUCAGAUUCUCUAAAAGAGCCAAGGGCAACAAAACAAAUCUAGUUUCCUGCAUGGAAAAAAUACAAGAGUGUUUAUUCUGACUUUACUUUGCUUCACAGUGAAAGUCAGCAUUAUGAAAUCAUGGGUGAAAGCCAACAAACAUUAGUCAUCCUCUGAGUGGACCCACUGAAAUCAGCAAAAACUAUUGGGUCUGCUCUGAAUAUGACUUAGUUGGAUACCUUUCACAGCCGGAAAAAAACAGAGCAACAGAAGAGCCUUGCUGGAUCCGACCAAAGUCUUUAUCUAGUCCAGCAUACAUUUCCCACAGGGGCCAAGUAGAAGCCUACAGGAUGUCUACAAACAGAACAAGAGUUCUCUCCUGCUGUUGUUUCCCAGGAAAUGAUAUUCGUAGAGACAGCAUAUACACAUCAGGACAAGUAACUGUUAAUAUUUGUCUAAUCCCCUUUUAAAGCUGUUGUGAGUUGGUGCCAUCACCACAUCUUGUGGGAUCAAGUUCCACUGUUUAGCUGGGUGCCAUGUGAAGAAGGACUUCCUUUCGUCUGUCAUGUUUUAAAGUGUUUUCACAGUGAAAACAACCAUUUGGUAUUUUUGGACCACCAGAAUUCUUGCUUGAUGGCAGUCGGCUUCAACAUUUCUCAUUUGGCCUCAGUUUUUGUAUUUUUUAAAGUGAAAAGCUGAAAAAAAAGAAAUAAUUGUUACGGAAACUCCAGAAUGUUAUAUAUACAUCUGUAGACAUUACAUUCCCAUCCCCUAGGCUGUGUUGCAAAAAAAAAAUGGAUUUGGGAAGGGAAUUUUUCACAUCUCAGAAUGGACUUGCUCUUUAAUAUGCAAACAUAUAUAGGUAUUGGUUCUGUAUGUUAAACAUGCUUACUCGGGGAAGGAAAUUCUAGUUCCAGUAAUAGCUUUUUAAAGUGAGGCAGAACCACAUGAGCAUGGAAAAACUCCAGAAAAUGCCACAUGACUGAUAAGCAAAGUAUACUGAAUUCAAGCAGAGCACGUACUUGGGAGCCAUAAGUGUGUGUGCUUGUUGCUGUUGGCUUGACCUUUUUCUAAGCUCUGUUGGUCAUGCCUCCUGUUUUAUUGCCAAAGGAUCUUGUGUUACCUAGGAAAUGGCCACUCCUGUGUGCAGCAGCAUAGUCUCCAAUACAAUUGCCCACAUAUCUCCUACUUCUCAGAACAGUAAAAAUUGAUGGCUGUUGAGACCUUUACAAUGUUAUUGUACCUUGUUUCCACAGCAUUUCUUGUGAGGAGCAGUAUUUUAUGUUAAUUAAUAAUUUUAAGAGGGCCAAAGGCAUUGUAGUGUACAUAGUAAUUUAUUGAUUGAUCUCAGUGCUGUCUGUCUCUGGUUUAAAAGUUUUUGUUCAACACACACACGCCGCAUCACCACAUUCCACAAAACCUAUCAACAGUGAAAAUAAUGAAAUAACUGUAGCCACCAAGGAAAAUGAAGCUCUGUUCUGUACCUUCUGUUUUGAGAAAACAUACUACAGUGGUACCUUGGGUUACCUACGCUUCAGGUUACAGACUCCGCUAACCCAGAAAUAGUACCCCGGGUUAAGAAAUUUGCUUCAGGAUAAGAACAGAAAUCGUGUGACAGUGGUGCAGCGGCAGUAGGAGGCCCCAUUAGCUAAAGUGGUGCUUCAGUUUAAGAACAGUUUCAGGUUAAGAACAGACCUCUGGAACGAAUUAAGUACGUAACCAGAGGUACCACUGUAUUAUCUGUAAUGAUAGAGAGCUAGUGGUUUGGGCCUGAUGCAAUUGUGACAAAAGUAUUCAGUUCUACUAAGUCCUGACAUUUAGGGACGCGGGUGGCGCUGUGGUCUAAACCACAGAGCCUAAGGCUUGCCGAUCAGAAGGUUGGUGGUUUGAAUCCCCGCGAUGGGGUGAGCUCAUGUUGUUUGGUACCAGCUCCUGCCAACCUAGCAGUUUGAAAGCACGCCAAAAGUGCAAGUAGAUAAAUAGGCACCACUCCAGUGGGAAGAUAAACGGCGUUUCCAUGCACUGCUCUGGUUUCACCAGAAGCGGCUUAGUCAUGCUGGCCACAUGACCUGGACGCUGUCUGCGGACAAACACUGGCUCCCUCUGCCUAUAGAGCGAGAUGAGCGCGCAACCCUAGAGUCGUCCCUGACUGGACCUAAUGGUCAGGGGUACUUUUACCUUUACCUUUAAGUCCUGACAGUGAAGUUGAGCGUAAAGAAGAAAUGUCUGUUGAGCUUUCCCAGUAGUGAGAAAUUCCAGUGAUGCAGCGCUUACCCAGAUUUAGUUUAUUUUAGAAGGAGAGGAGGUGACUGGAGCUUUGGUGUUUUGUAAUAUUUGCACUUGUUUACAGAUAUACUUGUUAAACAUAGGCAGAGGUGCACCAAAAUCCCCCCUACCCCCCACCACAACUCCACAACCAACAGCCUGAAGUGCUGCUAGCUUCCAAACCCCAAACUAGCUCUCAGUAACUCUGCUUCCUUUAGUCACACUCAGACUUCAGCCUGUCCCCUUCUUUUCUCCACAGAUACCUAGAUUACAUCAUCCUUAGCUUGGCAGGGAGUAGGGUGUUUGUGUGUUUGUUUGUUUGUUUGUUUGUGCUCCAGUCAAAAGACCAAAGGAAGAUGCCAGACAAUUAGUUUCGAUGCUCAUCAGCUUUAAUUCCCUGAACAAAAGGCAACUUUGUUAUGGGAUUAUCAAGGAACUUUUGAGGGCAUUCUGGCCUCAUUAAUGCUUUUCCACCCCAAACCAUCACUCUUACACCAUCCCCCCCCCCCCGUUUUUUCAAGCAGGUGAGAAAGGAAUGCUUAUAUGUCACAUGUGAUCCAGAAAUUUCCCCUUGAAAAAAACUAACACCGUACUACUACUUUUCAUUUUGACUCAAAGCCUAGAACAGCGCAUCUAGGUGCUUCCCCCACCCCUUCAGUACAUACUUACCCAUUCAUUUCUAAAGCAGGAGUGGGCUUUACUUUCUAUGUCAAAGAAACUCCACAGCAGAGGAGAGCCAAACCUGCGCCCUCCCCUCCAUGCUUCUGUUUGGGGGCAGGUCUCAGCUUCUCUGCAUGCAAACCGAACAAUAGGUUGUUGCUGGGGAAAUCCCAUUCAUCCCCCAGCUAAUACAGUCAUUGCAAGUUGGAGCGCUGUGUUAAAACCUGGAUGCAUAAGUGCUGGCAAAAUACUCAAAGGUGAACUUUCUGUCACAGUUUCUCGUUUUCUUUGUGUGUGGGAUCCAAUUACUUUCCCCUUUCCCAAGGGCACCAUUACAGCUUCACUGUGUGGAGUGCUCUGAUGAGUGUUUGGACCAUUGUUCCUGCAGUGAGUCUUAGAUCUUUCCUCUACGCAUUGGGCUGUAGAGCUUGCUGGCUGUUCAGUGGAAUGGCAUGGCAGCCCUUCCUGAGUCCAAGGUCACCAACAUAGCACCUGCGGGCUCCCUGGCUGCCCACAAAGACUUUCACUGGUGCCCCAGGGCAGGUGCCCCAGAGUCAAAAGUCUCUAGUCCUUCUAGAAGAACAUAAUGGGGCAAAAUAUGUAGAUAGUGCCUUACUGAUUUUUGUAGAAUGAAAGUGUGUUGUGCUGUGACCAACUUUUCCUGGUACUGAGGAAUGCUCCCUGCUGCUGUUAGACACAAACAGCAUGUGUGUGUGUUUGUGUGUAAAAAAUCAUUAUUGUCCUCCACAAUCAGGACUAGCAGGACACAGCUGACUUCUCUUAGGCUUUUCCACGGAGGCUGUCUCUCUAAUUUUGGUUUACACCAUGCCCCAUGCCCCCCCAGCAGCUAUUUUGUGACUGGCAGCACCCUCUCAACAUUCAACAUGUGCCUACUGGUCCAAAAAGGUUAGUGCCCCCCUGCCCAAAGUGCUUGGUUGAUCAUUGUUUGCAAAUGCCUUGAGAUACAAGUAUCUGUCCUGACAUUUAUGGCUAGUUGGUUGCCACAGCUACAUGGUGGUCUGCACUGGCAAAGCAAUGUAGUCUCUUCUGGCUGCCCAUUUCCGCAUUGUGCAUGUAGGGGGCAUAUAUACUGGGUACACUAGCAUCAAUGUGACAUUAAUACUGUUGCCACACAUUGGCUGAUGAGGUCCAUGCAUGGCUGAUGUGUAUUACCAUUAGUUAGCAACCUCAGGAUUGCUGAGUGGUGGCAAAGUUUGCAGGGAUGCUGUGGGCAUUUCAGUUAGUGCAGCAAUUGUGCUUUUUGCUCCUGGCGAGUCUAACUAUGUUAUGGUAACCUUGGCGGAACCGUAGGGUUGACCUGCCAGUUUUUGUACAACAAAAAGAAAAAAGACAUUUGUGAUUUGAUUUAUUCUUCUUCUAGGCCUCUUUCCAUUCAGAUGAACCCCAAAAGGGCAUACAAACAAUGGCACAACAGUAUACAGUGGUACCUCGGUUUAAGAACAGUCCGGUUUAAGAACGAUUUGGUUUACAAACUCCCCAAAACUGGAAAUAGUGUCCCGGUUUGAGAACUUUACCUCAGUCUAAGAACAGAAUCUGAACGGUGGAAGGGCACCAGUGGCGGGAGGCCUCAUUAGGGAAAGCGCGCCUCGGUUUAAGAACAGUUUUGGUUUAAGAACGGACUUCUGGAACGGAUUAAGUUCGUAAACCAAGGUACCACUGUAUUUAUAUGUUUGUCUACAUUAGCCCUGCCAAGCAUAAAUAUCAGUGGUAGUUAGGCUUUGGUUGAAAAACUGUCAUUGUAGCAUUCUAGACAAUACUCCUUUUUUAUUGUUUGUUUAUGCACUUUCAAGUUACAAUUGGUUAAAUUUGUUCCAGUUACAUACACCAUCUCCUAUCCCAUCUCGCCUAGACUUCCCAAUCUAUCUUUCCUUGACAUCCUAGCCCAAUCCCUUUGGUUUGCUGCAACUCCUAAAGUACUCCACUCUUUCCCAUCUCUAUCUUUCGCUCUUUGUUUUGUUUACUGGUGUUCAUGUCUUUAACCCUACUUGUAGGGUAGGGUUAUACUACUACUUCUUAGAUACUCUUCUAGUUGUUCCCCCUUGCUUAAGACUGUAUUUCUCUUUGUAUUUCUUAUUUUGGCUGUCAUAGUGGCCCAAUUCUACAUAUUCUGUUAGUUUAAGCAACCACUGUUUUUUUGUCAGUUAGUUUAAGCAACCACUGUUUUUUUGUCUCCUUCCACAUUUUAGCGUUUUGCUGCUGUUGCGUAAAGGAAAAGGUUUUUUUACUUUAUCUGGAAUUUCCUGUCCUAUUACAGCUAACAGGAAUGCUUCUGGCUUCUUGGGAAAGGAAUAUUGAAGCAUCUUCUUUAGUUCUUCAUAAAUCAUUCCCCAGAAUUGUUUUUUUGGGGGGCAAGUUCGCAUUGCCGCUUCAUAUGGAUUAACGAACCCUCCUUAUCUAAACAUUUCCAACAUAUUGGAUCCUUCUAGACAGUACUUCUGUAGCUGUAAGUCCUGACAUUCUCCUUGGCUAUUAAACUGGGAUAUCACUGCAAACUGCUGUGUUAUCCAUGGGAAGAAACCUCUUGAAAUUUUAGAGAAGCUGUGGAGGGUACUGAUGGGGGCAGCUGUGUAGUACUAGCAUCUAAAAUAAACAGCAAUGCAGCCUCUGCAACCGCUGCAGAGCUCACAGUCCUUGUACCUAUUCAAUGGAUGGAAGCAUAAUCUGUAGGUGAGGUGCUAAAUUUCCCAAAUGCUGAAGCCAUUGCGGGGAUGAGGAGAGAACCGUAAUUUUGGGGAGAAGCCGAAAUAUUUGCAAUCAUAACUUUGUUGCUUUCUUAUCAAAUCUAAACUUUAUGUUUUAACAACAUAAAAUGUGCCAUAAUUUAGCACAACUUGUGCUAAUGAGAUGUUUAUACAUAGCAAUCAUAUGCAUGUAAGGCCAACUGUUUAGUGGUGCUUCCCCACCCCACCCCCAGCUAAGUGUGCAUAGGAUUGCUGCCUGAAAAACUAUAAAUGCCUCCGUACAAUCUUAUACAUUGCAAGCCCAGCUGAGUUCAGUGGAAAUGUCUUUCAGAUAAGUAUGAAUAGUAUGCGCAAGGAAAAGGUAACCAGGCAUAGGACAUUUGCUUCUAGUAUCUCCAUACUAGAUCAGAAUUCACCAGAAAAAUAUAUGGAACUAUUCACAGGAAAAAGGACUCUGUGCACUCCUCUCAUGCAAAUGGCAGCAACCUCUAGUUGCAGAAAUGCAUUUUGCAUUUGAAUGAUGAACAUGUCUACAAUAUACACAGGAACUGUCCUUUUCUAAUGUGGCAGAAGGGGACGCGGGUGGCGUUGUGGGUUAAACCACAGAGCCUAGGACUUGCCGAUCAGAAGGUCGGCAGUUCGAAUCCCCGCGACGGGGUGAGCUCCCGUUGUUCUGUCCCAGCUCCUGCCAACCUAGCAGUUUGAAAGCACGUCAAAGUGCAAGUAGAUAAAUAGGUACCGCUCUGGCGGGAAGGUAAACAACGUUUCCAUGCGCUGCUCUGGUUCGCCAGAAGCGGCUUAGUCAUGCUGGCCACAUGAGCCGGAAGCUGUAUGCCGGCUCCCUUGGCCAAUAAAGCGAGAUGAGCGCCGCAACCCCAGAGUCGGCCACUACUGGACCUAAUGGUCAGGGGUCCCUUUACCUUUUGAUGUGGUAGAACUCAGGGGGAGCUAAUGUAAUGCAGAGCUAGCUGGAUGGGCCAUUAGCAGGGGACAAAGGCCAGUGAUGGGCUGAUCCUGCAUUGCAGGGGGUUGGACUAGAUGUCCCUCUAGUCCCUUCCAAUUCUACAAUUCUAUGCUAAGACUGCCAGGCAAAGGGAAGUGGGGCCCCUUCUUUGCUGGGUGCUAGUGGGUGGAGGCAGAGACAAGGUUUAGGGUCUCAACUUUGAAUGACGUAGGUGGCGGAGAGGUCCUUGGAGUGGGUUAUCAGCAAGAAGGAAGGGCAGAACUGCAUGUGAGCUGGGAAUGACAGCCCAAAAGUCAUGUUGCAAAAAAAAUAUGGUGGGCCACCCUAGCAAGUGAAUAUGAACUUGUGAGUCCCCAUAUCAAAACAAAACCUGGGAACUGCCGCUGUAGACCAUACUGAUCUAGAUGGCUCAGUGGUCUACCUCAGUUUAAGGCAGCUUCCUGCAGAGUUGGAUUGCAGACAUUUGAAAACAGCGAGAUUGAUGACGCUGAUUCUACAGGGCCCAUGCGGUUUUUCUUAUCAUUUGCUUAGGCUGGUUGCCGCUUCUUUGCUUUUCACUUGAGAGGUUUCUUGUUGCUUCUGUUCUGCUGAGCAGCUGCCUUUCAGCUGUGACAUUUUGUCACCUCUCGGAUGGCACCUGUUCUAUCCCCACCCAUCGCUUUUCUGAGUUUUAUGCAAAGCUCACGGAGCGUUUUCUCCUCCUAAGAGUAAAAUAGAUAAACCACCACCAUCAGCCAGAUGAAUCACAGAACAAGCCUGCAAUUUAAAUUUAGAGACACAAACUAAGAAACCCAACUUUUUUCCUCUUCUCGGUUCACAUUUAGUUAUAUAUAGUUAGUAAAGGUAAAGGUAGAGGUACCCCUGCCCAUACGGGCCAGUCGUGUCCGACUCUAGGGUUGUGCGCCCAUCUCACUUAAGAGGCCAGGGGCCAGCGCUGUCCGGAGACACUUCUGGGUCACGUGGCCAGCGUGACGAAGCUGCUCUGGUGAGCCAGCACCAGCGCAGCACACGGAAACGCUGUUUAUAUAUAUAGUUAUUAGAAACACUUAAAUUGAGCUGCUCUGCAGCUGUUUGUUUCCAUGCAAGUUGAAUUCAGAAAAAGCCCACCAAGCAACUAUUCCUUUAGCCUCAGUUCCCCAGUUGUAAAAUGGCAGAAAGGUAGUUGAUUGUUAUUGAGCUGAUGUUACCUAGUGAGAGCUGGGACUAAAAAAAGAGGAAGAUGAAAAAUAUAAAUUUAGAAUAGGGGUAGAAGUUUUUGCAGUCUGUACUUUUGGAAGCACAGGGCUGCAUCUGCUCUCUGCACUGUAUAUAUCAUACCCCUUUAAACAGUCUUAGGUAAAGGGACCCCUGACCAUUAGGUCCAGUCGUGUCUGACUCUGGGGUUGCGGCGCUCAUCUCGCUUUAUUGGCCGAGAGAGCCGGUGCACAGCUUCCGGGUCAUGUGGCCAGCAUGACUAAGCCACUUCUGGCGAAACCAGAGCAGCGCACGGAAGUGCCAUUUACCUUCCUGCCGCAGCGGUACAUAUUCAUCUACUUGCACUUUGAGGUGCUUUUGAACUGCUAGGUUGGCAGGAGUAGGGACCGAGCAACGGGAGCUCACCCCGUCGCGGGGAUUCGAACCACCGACCUUCUGAUCGGCAAGCCCUAGGCUCAGUGGUUUAGACCACAGUGCCACCCGCGUCCCUUUAAACAGUCUUGGCUUCCCUCAAAUAAUCUUGGAAACUGUAAAGGGUGCUGAGAGUAAGGAGGAACCGCCCCCUCCCAUUCACCUCACACAGCUAUCAUUACAGAAUUCCCCAGGAAGAUGGAUUGCCUGUUAAACCACUUUGGGAAUUGUAGCUCUGCGAUGGGGCCUUCAUUACCUGUACCAGUGUGAUUUAUUUCUGAGGUAUAUAUACAUAGUAAGAUUCAUGACAAUAGCCCAGUUACUUUUGGGGUCCAGGAUAAUAGAAUGUAAUUCUUCAAGAUGUGGCAGUGAGCAAUAAUAUCAGCAAUAGAAGUUUGGCAGUAGUUUUAGGUAAAACGAAUAGAACUGCUGGAGCAGGCCAGUUGCUUUUUUAGUGAUGCCUUCUGUGAGACCUGAGGAUAAAGGAAAACAAGUCCAAAAAAUGAUUUUGACUGUGUGGCAGAUUCCCAAUUUCCAGUAGCAAGCCUGUUCUGACACUGCAGUGCCAGUUUGACUUGGUGGGUAGAAUGCUGCACUCUUCCUGUAUUUCUGUUGAAUUUUAUGUCUUAGUGUAUUAUAUAUUCAGAUGUUAGCCGUCCUGAGACCGGUUCUGGCCGGGGAGGGCAGGAUAUAAAUAACAUUUAUUAUUAUUAUUAUUAUUAUUAUUAUUAUUAUUAUUCUAUUCCUGCAAAGAUCUGAAUAUACCUUCCGAGUAGCAUAGGAAGCUUCCUUAAGCUGAUUUAGACCAUUGGUCCAUAUAUGCCAAUACUGUUGACACGGACUGGCAGCAGCUCUCUAAAGUUUCAGGCAGGAGUUUCUUCCAGUCUAGUACGUUACACAUGUAUUGCUAUUUUUUCCUCCACUUCCUGAAGAUUAUAAUCCCAAAGAUGCUUAUGAAAUCUAAAUUAUUUAACCACAUUAUUAAGUAUCAUUCCAUACCUAUGAAUCACAGCCUUUUCAGCACUUUGCAGUGAAGUCAGAUAACAUCAGACCCAUAGGCAUAGCUUUCAACCUUCCCUUUUUUUGCGGGAAAUUCCUUUAUUCCAGUGCCGUUUCCCGCUGCUAUCCCGGAUUGUUAGAUAUCCCGUAGAAUGUCCCCGGGACAGGUGAGGCUGCUGAUCCCUUAUUUUUGAAUCUGAAAGUUGACAGCUGUGCCCAUAGGUGCCAAGGGCUAUCCCUUGCAUAUGUUGGCCAAGAAGGGAUUGUUAGUGACUCGUGGUAUUUUCCAUAUACCUAUGGGUCAAUGGAAGUCGUCUUCAAGAGAGAUUGCCCCAAAAUAUUGUGUGGUUACAUAAUAUUUCUCUUCCUACAGAGCUUUCUGUAGCCUUGUCCUAUAAGAAAUAUAUAUAUAUAUAUAUAUAUAUAUAUAUAUAUAUAUAUAUAAAAGCAGACCUAGGAGGAAGGGCUAAUAGAACUUAAAAGGAAGAUCUGCUUAAAUAAUUUCAUUCCUGUAACAAUAAGUUCUGUAACUUAUUAUCUUUCAGGUUUGUAAGGCAAACUCUUUCUCCUUACAAUCUACCUUUCUUUCUUCAAGUAAAAAGGGUGGGGAUUAUACAUGAAGAUCUUAAAUGAAAUCCAUGACUUGGAGCGAUUGUUCAAUUAUUAUUUUUAAUUGCAUCCCCUGCCAGAAAUGAGUGAGAUUAUCUCGGAGCACUGAUGAGAUCUGUAAAGGUUAUUUUAAUUGCAGAGAAUCUGCGUCGGAGACACUUGAGCAUUCCAAAAUGUUACACUUAGAAGCAAAUUAUGAACCUACUAUUAAUUACAGCCCAGUGCAAAAUGACAGCGGAAUAGGAAUGGAAGGAAGACAAUUGGUGAGCUUGAGCAGGUUUGGGGAAACAUCUGUGGAAAUAGUGGACUGAUGGGAAGAAUGCUGUUUCCUAGACUGGAAUGUCGGUUACAUUAAGGUUACUGCCCCUCAAAGAAGGAUACUGUUGAGCUGAAAAAGCAGUAGAAAGGGGGCAACCAACGGGCCAAAGAGCUGGAGAAACUCUCUUGCAAUGAAAGAUCACAAUGUUUGUGGCUUUUUAGUUUAGGAAAUAUUUAGAAUGGGAAAUAUUCUUCAUUAAGAAUAUGCUCAUUGUGCUUUGCAGGUAAAAUCUAGGCAUAUUUACUCAGAAAUAAGCAUCAUGGAAGGGAUGCAGAUGGCGCUGUGGUCUAAACCACUGAGCCCUAGGGCUUGCCGAUCAGAAGAUCGGCGGUUUGAAUCCCCACAAUGGGGUGAGCUCCUGUUGCCAGGUCCCAGCUCCUGCUAACCUAGCAAUUCGAAAGCACGUAAAUAGGUGCCGCUCCAGUGGGAAGGUAAAUGGCGCUUCCGUGCGCUGCUCUGGUUUCGCCAGAAGCAGCUUAGUCAUUCUGACCACAUGACCCAGAAAAACGUGUCUGCGGAAAAACGUUGGCUCCCUCGGCCAGUAAAGCAAGAUGAGCGCCGCAACCCCAGAGUCGUUCACGACUGGGCUUAACUGUCAGGGGUCCUUUACCUUUACCUUUUAAGCAUCAUGGAGCUCAAUGGCACUUACUUCCAGGUAAAUAUGCACAUGAUUAUAGUCUUAUGCAGUGGAGGGUUAUUUGUGUAAAAUAUAAGGUAAAAGCUCUGAGUGCCGAUACAAAACGGCAGCAAAAGAAAAGAUGUGGUCGUACUCUGUGCUGGUGAGUACCAUUGUUUCAAGUGUUGUUAAUGAUCACUAAGGAUCAGGCAGGAGUCGUAUAAAACAAAGACAUUAUUUAAACCUGCUUUCUUUAAUUCCUAACUCUCUCUGGCUCUCAUGCACGUGCUCUCUCUCUCCCUCUCCUUUCUGUGCUGAAUCACUUCCUGGUAGCUGUCCCUUAACUUGUGCCUCCCUCAGCAUUUCAAAUUCCUUUCCCUAACUGCUAUCCAAGCCUCUUACAGUGGUACCUCUGGUUGCAAACGGGAUCCGUUCCGGAGCCCCGUUCGCAGCCUGAGCAGAACGCAACCCACGUCUGCGUGUGCGCGGGUCACGGUUCGCCGCUUCUGUGCAUUCGUGUGAUGUCAUUUUGAGCGUCUGCGCAAGUGGCGAAACCUGGAAGUAACCCUUUCCGGUACUUCUGGGUCGCCGCGGGAUGCAACCUGAAAAGAUUUAACCCAAAGCGUCUUUAACCCGAGGCAUGACUGUACUUAGUUCAGCAUGCAUUGAUACAGCCACGACACAUGCAAAAAGCACUGGUCUUAGAAGAAUGUGCGGAAGAAUCAAGUUUUGUAGUAAGGAAGCAUCAGACAUCAGGGGCAAAUGACCAUUGAGACUCGCUCCUCACGAGCCGCGCUUCAUACCCUUCUUGAGUGUGUUUUCCUUUUCCUGGCUAGAAACUUAGAGGGGGAUAUAUAAGUAAGAGCUGUUAACCGUGGAACAGUCUCCCUCGGGAGGUUGUGAAGGUUUUUAAGCAGAGGUUGGGUGGCCAUUUGUCAUGGAUGCUUCAGCUGAGAUUCCUGCCUUGCAGGGCAUUGGACUAGAUGACCCUGGGGUCCCUUUCCAACACAAUUCUAUGAUUCUUUGUGAGUGCGUGUAGAAAAUAGUAUAUUGUACAAAGGUAAAAUGUACACUUGCUGCUUUGCACAUUUUUGCUUCUGGUCCUGCCUACCAGUGGUGAGAGCCAGUGUGGUGUAGUGGUUAAGAGUGGUGGACUCGUAAUCUGGGGAACCGGGUUCGCUUCCCAGCUCCUCCACAUGCAGCUGCUGGGUGACCUUGGGCUAGUCACACUUCUCUGAAGUCUCUCAGCCCCACUCACCUCACAGAGUGUUUGUUGUGGGGGAGGAAGGGAAAGGAGAAUGUUAGCCGCUUUGAGACUCCUUCGGGUAGUGAUAAAGCGGGAUAUCAAAUCCAAACUCUUCUUCUUCUUCUUCUGCCACUGGGAUGUAGACCCUUGGAAGAUCACCCAGGUGGAAAUGUGACCCUCAGCCUGAAAAACCCUGCUCUAGGCCCAUUCAGGUGUUAUUUAAAUAGGCACCUCAUCACACCUGGGUUGGGUGAGAGUGCUAUCCCCAUUCUUCCUUCUGUUGCCUUCCAAGAGUUUACAGGUCCAUAUCGGAUCCCCAUAUAUUUUGGAACGCUAAAGCAAAAACGGACACCAGGGAGGCAGCAGAGUUAACUCACUUGUCCCUGCAAGAGCAUCCCCAAAUGUGAUAUUUUCCCCAUUUAAUGAAUGUCCAGAUAGGGUGCCCCUCAAACCACCUUCACCUGCCAAUCCAUCCAUUCAUUAUUACACACUGUUUGAUUGUUUAAAAAACCCAAAUGUAGUUUAUAGAAGAUCAAAUAGUAAAAUCAAGAAAAAUGUACAGCCCUAUUUCAUACACCCAAAGUUAAAAUUACCUCAACUCACUAAGCACCUGGGUAGGCUUGUCUAAACAGGAAUGUUUUUAGCGGGCGCCAAAAAGGGUAUAGUGAGCAGAUGCCUGCUUGAUCUCAAUGGGCAGGGAGUUCCAAAGUGCACUAAUCAACCAAGUUCUUACAAAUGUGAAAUGGGCAUUAUGUGGCACCCAGCGUAGUGCCGGCUCUGCCGAUCAAAGCAGUUGAAUGAGCAUGUGUAGGAUAAGGUGAUUUUGUGGGGAUACUGUUCCCCAGUGGUUAAGGGCUAAAGAUAUCAAUAAAAAGUAUAUCUUACUCCCCCCAGCUUUGCUGCCAUUGAGGAAAUGUAGUUCCUUCCUUCUUAUGACUUCACACUGUCAAGUUCUGGUGUUCCGAUUCCCCUCAGCUGUGUCUCAACAACCUCAAAAGUGGCUCCAGAUGCCAGAUUAGGCUUGUUCUUCUUUUCUGAGUUGUCUCAAUUCCAAAAAGCAGUACAUCAAGAUAGAAUAUAGGUUGGGCGUGGGCUCUUUAUACCUGCAGGAGAUGAGCAGCAGGAGGUUUCUGGUUUCGUUGAGAAGUUGGAAGACAAAACGACAGAUGAGGCUCCGCACAGUUUCUCCACAUGAGAAGUAGUCUAAUGUUCUUGGAAGGGCAUUUGAAUGUAUUGUUGGAAGGGAGCUUUUAGUGAUUUGGUUUGAAUGAAAUUGGAUCCAUUGAUUUGUUUCAGGAUAAGCUACUUUACGUAGCAGCGACCGGCAGUUGUUUGCAUUUGUUUCUUUCAGGCCUCUCGGAAGGCCGUUAGCAUGCUUUCCUUCAUGCUUAAAAGGCUUGGCUCAGGCAUCAGAAGUCUGUGUCUUUCACUUUCAUCUCUGUAUACUAAAAGCAUGACGACUCCUGUGCUGUUGGUAUUUUUUCUCUAAUAAACUGUUUUUCAUUUCACAGGUGGCCUUCAGCCUUCGUUAGAGAUCUCACUGCUUUGAGUGGCUGGGUAUCUUGGACAGCAAGAGCAUUAUGAGUAGCCCUGAAAUCUUCUAACACCCUGCCGUGUCUGUUGCAACUUCAGUUUUCAUCGACAUCAGGUAACCAAUCUGUCGUCAGAUUAGCAAAUGAAAUUAAGGGACGCAAUAGCUGAAAUAAGAUUUCAUUGGCUUGAUUAGACGGAUUGUCCCUAGUAAUCACGCUUUCACAACUGUAAGGCUGUAGGAUAGAGUGUUAAAUCCUGAACCCAUUUGUUUUAUUGAAUGCAGGGUGCUAGGCUCAUGCUAUUAUCAGGCUGCUUUUGAGCAUCUUUCUUGUUCGUCUCUGUGUUGGUGGUUUUUCACCAACAUCAGUAAUUUGUUCAUAGCUGUAGUCCAAAUGUCUUUUUAUUCUGGGGGUUUAUAUCAUGGUGGUUUGGUAUACAAUCAAAGGGAUGAGAGUGUAUGCAAAAAAAAAGAGAGAGAGAAUGGAUAUGGAAGCAUUGCCAAUUUUUAGAAGAACCCUAAAAGCAGUGCUGUUUCAGUGGGUGUAGCCAAAAUGCUUUUACCUCAUGCCUGCUUUUAUUACUGAUUUAAGCCAUCAUUUCUGGUGGUUUGCUGUUUCUUUUAAUGUUUAAGCAAAACUUAUAAGGUGCUUUGACUACAUAUUAAUGUAGAAAAGCAGAGAAUAAAUUCUGUGCAUACAGAAAUAUUAUUGUUCAGAAGUACCUCACACCUGUGCUUGACAUUAAAGCAAAAUGUUUAGUUUGGAAGGUGUCACCCCCCAGUUUUGUUUGGUUUCACUCAUUCUGGCAUCUGCUUUGCAUACAGGAUCCUUACAUUGUUGCAAACAUUACAUUUUUGCAAACAUUAUAAACAGUUUUUAAAUGGUGUCUGGUUAGUAUGUUUUUUGUUUCUUCAGGAAAGCAAACUCUAUUUUGCAUGUACAGUGGUACUUCGAGUUAAGUACUUAAUUUGUUCCGGAGGUCUGUUCUUAACCUGAAACUGUUCUUAACCUGAAGCACCACUUUAGCUAAUGGGGCCUGCUGCUGCUGCCACGCUGCCAGAGCCCGAUUUCUGUUCUGAAGCAAAGUUCUUAACCUGAAGCACUGUUUCUGGGUUAGCGGAGUCUGUAACCUGAAGCCUAUGUAACCUGAAGCAUAUGUAACCUGAAGCAUAUGUAACCCGAGGUACCACUGUAUCAGUUUUGUCAGGAAGUUCUCUCCCAGUACAUUUUGUAUAAUAAGAAUUUGGGUGGCUUUCUGAGCAGGAAGGAGACAGGUGACCAGUCUUGCAUGUGACCAUGGUUGGCUAGCCUAGAGACUGACUUGCAAAUUUUCAUCCUGCAAAUUGGUUUAUGUGUGUGAAGGGGUGGAUUUUUGGGACAGGUUAGCCAGAUUGAUUCAUAUCCUGUUGGUGGAUUCAUCUUGUUGUCUUGUUGGGCUAUGUAUGUGUUAAAGGGAAUCCAUACUGGAGUGGAGGUGUCUUCUUCUAUUUGUCCCCGACUGGUUUCUAAGAAUUUCCAGUUGUUACUUUAAGAGCUAGAUAGUCGUAAGUUGAUGGCUCAUGAUGGGCCUUCAUCAAUACACAGACACUGUAUGCCUGCUUACUCCUUUUGGUAAUGAACGUUUUAAGUACAUUUCCGUGCAACGAGUGGGAUGACAGCAUAUUUGCAUUCAGAGCAAAAAUGCAGCAAAACUGCCACACCAGCAAAGCUCUUGUCCAUGUAAUACUAAUUUAUGGGACUCUUUUUGGUUAAAUGAUGUGCCUUUUCAUGUCAGAUUGUAGCACCCUGCUUGUGGUUAACGCUUAGCUGGAAUGAAAUAUUCAACGCUGUGUACUGCCAGCUUUUUCUAAUGAAGAGGGUAUAAGCACUGUCUGUCCCUGUUGUAGAUUUCCUAUGAUCUCACUGAGGUUGCCAUAACCUUGCCUUCAGGCUUUCUUGGUGGUUUAUGAAAUCACCUUUUCCACAGCUUCUUAUAAACAGUUGUAAUUUUAAAAAUGGCUGUCAUCAUCCUGGAAAAGCAUAGGAAGUGACUCAAACAGUGAAUACAGUCAUAUCUUGGUUCUCAAAUGGCUUAGUUGUCGAACAAAUCAGCCCUCGAACGCCGAAAACCCAGAAGUAAGUGUUCUGGUGUUCAAACAUUUUUCGGAAGCCGAACGCUUCUGCUUGAGUGCAGGAAGCUUCUGCAGCCAAUCGGAAGCCUCACCUUGGUUUUUGAACGUUUUCGGGAGUCGAACAGAAUUCUGGAAUGGAUUAAGUUCCAGAACCAAGGUAUGACUGUAUCUGUUUUGGUUACUGAUGUUAUCUGCCUCAAAUGAUCUCAUAUUUGAUACCUUGAUAUCUGAGAUCCUCUGAUGAGGUGGGAUUCAGCUGCAUUUACGAGGGACUGACCCUUUAAUGUAUCAGUCCCUGUCCUGUGGAACUCACUGUUUGUGGAGGUUCAGCAGCAACCAACCCUGUCUUUUUUCAGACAUCUUCUGAAAACUGUUUAGACAGGCUUUCACGAUAUGAUUUUGUUUUCUUGCAACCAAAGCCACUCCCGAACUAAGGGGGGGGGGUUGCGGGCUCACGCUUCCAUCCACAUUCUCGCGGGGCUGGGGCCAGCCCCACGGGAUUUUGGGUUUCCCAUUAGUAUGCACCUUAUACAGCGCCGGCCAAUCGGCAUGCAGAAGGGGCGGGCCUACCUAAGGGCACUUAAGGUCAGGGCAGCCCUGGCUCGCCCCCUUUUUCCUUCUUCGCAGCAGCCGCAGUUUCCCACCCACCCACCCUUCAGGUGUGCUUUCGGACUUUGCUAUGGGCUUCGGCUGGUCGCCGCAAGGGGCUUGGCAGGAGUUUUUCCAUUUGGCUAAUUGGCUGAAUUUUGAAGCCACUUGGUUUUUUCGCCUACCUCGUAGCAAAACAUCACAACUCAUUGGUUUUGGCGGUUAGGCAUUGGCAGGGGUAUUGUUAUGCAAAUGAGAUCGGGGGGAGGAGUGCCAUCACCUCCCCCAAUUCUUGAAGGGUAGUUCAUUAAAGGACUCCGAGGGGCGUCGCCUCGUCCGAAACCUACGGAGGCUAGGGCCUAAAGCGCGCCCCCGAGCGGUAACCCCUUGGGGAGCGCCUAGGGAUGUGCAUCUCGGGGGCUCCCCCUGUUGGUGCUUAACCCUUUCCGGUUAGACCGGAUAGUCUGUUAGGGCCAAUGCCUAAGGCCAAUACCACUCUUACCUGUAAUCAAUAAAGUUGUGGCCAUUUUCGCCCAUUAACCUAAAUACUGGUGUCCGGUGUCUUUAUUUACUCCAUCUGGGGAGGGGGCGGGAAUUGCCACGCAACCAGUGUCUAAUGAUGUUUAAAAUUAUGUUUCCUAGAUAUUUACAGACUGGUUUUAUUGAAUUUUAUAUGCUGUACGCUGCCUUGAUAUAUUUGAUGUAAAUACAAAUUCUAAAUUUUCAAAUCUGGCAAGCAAGAAUACUAACAUUUGAAAAAGCAGUUCAGAGCAAGGAGAUCUCUAUGUUAUACAAUCUCACCAAAAGGAUAUGAUAAUUCAUGAGACAGGAAAGGGAAAAAUGGUCGUGCUUUUCAUAUAUUAAUAGGCUUGUGGUUGUGGGUAACUCCACACCAGAUGAGGAACUGCCCACAGAUAAGGUGCAUGCGCAUUAAUGCCAAUGUCUCUUACGCAACCAGCAUCCCAUUUGAAGUAGAGGCUUGCAUGCAUCUCCACAGCAAAAGCUGGAGGAUGUGGGUAUACUGCUAGAAGCUGCCUCUUGGUGAUGCCUUAAAUCAUAUUGACUUUGCCAACCCAGCUGCCAGAGGAAAGCAGCAGUCUGGAACUCAGGGUUUCUACUUCCAGCUUUUGCCUAUUUGUCCUUGGUCCACACACACAAACCACUUUGCCACAAUGGAGAUUGCAGACUUCCCUCUUGGGAUGAAUGACUGGAUAGCCAAGGCUGGAGAUGGGGCUCUUGGCAGCCACAGGCAAAGUUAGAGCAAAGUAGGCAGCAGUGAUUUGUGCAGGCUCCUCCAGGUGACCCCUUACUUGAGCACGCAAGAGUAGUUUUCCGAUUGUGGAUAUUUGUAUGGUUGCCACAUGCGUCUCUCCUCAUACUUUGGUUAGCCCUAUCAAAUAGACUCAUUUUUAUUGGCUGAUGCAGCCUUUUGGCAGGAAAGUUAUCCGGGGCUUCUGUCACAGUAGGUGAGGGAGCCCACACAGGUCUGAAGGAGCCUGCUUUGUUAUAACCCUAGUAGGAAUGUCCUCCAUCCCUGUUUGGCAAAAAUGGAAUUUUCUGCUUCCUGUGAGUUUCUCUCCCACUUCUGCUUCACUGUCUAUUUUCCACCUGGAGUGCGAUUGGUGGCUUAGGGCUUCUGCUGGCGACCUACAUGUCCCAGACUAUUUGCCCUGUUUGUCGUCUUCAUUUUCUUGUCUUUUUCAUUAUUGGUUCCUUGUUUGGAGUUGCCAUUCCCAGUUGUCAAAUUUGGGGUUUGAGGAGUUGUCUUCACUCUGCCAGUCUGGAAGGUGGAAUGAUUCCUCCCCCUGGAGAGCUUCUGAAGGACUUGCUUGCCGUAGCCAGCAAGAGGAGUCAUUGCUGCCAGGAACAUCCCAUCACCAAGCAGACAUUCGCUAUAGCUACACAUUUCCACUCCCUCCCUCUGUGCAGCUGCAGCCCAAGCCCAUGCAAGUUUCUUGGGACGUGAAUUGCACUGCAGCAGGUUGAUUGACAGUGCUGUGUGAAGUCACUGUGAAUGACAGGUUGUAGAGUGUUGAGAGUGGCAGUUGAAGGAGUUAGAGGAGGUGUUGAGAUGGAGUGAGAAGGAAGGCAAUUUUAUGUGUAUGUUUUGGAUACUUCUAUCCUGCUUUAUAACCCCGAGUGCCCUUUGAAAGAAACUUACAAAAGAUUUUCACAAUAAAAAACCAUGUCUAAGCCUGGUAUCGGGAACAAAGAUGAGGGAGAGAAAAAACCAUGAGCACCUAGGGGUAACAGUUUGGGUAGCAAUCAAAGAGGAGAGUUGCGUACGCCAGGCUGGGGUAAUAAAACUACUUAUUGUUCUUUAGUUCUUUUUAAAAAAAUAAAUAAGUAAAUCAUGUUUAAUAUUCAUCAGUUAAUGAAGCUGUUUUGCUCUGUGUGGAUUCUAGGAACAGCCUACUGGACUGCACGUGCGCUGUAUUGAUAUACACAACUGCAUAGAUAGCAUGCCUCACCCCACGUGCCUUUUAUUGAUAUACACAGUUAAACAUAGAGAGGGAGAGGCCCACUGCUAUCUAUCUGUCAUUAAGGGAAAUCUGGAUCUAUGGGACCAACUGAGUGACUGGUCUGGUGACUUGUGUAGGACAGAGCCUCACAAGAGACCCCCUGGAGCAUCACAGACUGAUUUUUGUGCAGUGUGCAGAGUACCGCGGGGUUUCCUGUUUUUCUCUUGCUUCUGUGCCCUGUUCUUCCUUACUUGGUUUUGUGUUUCAUUGUCCACUCACACUCCUCAUUUCCCCUUAAUUUUAGUUCUGAUGUUAGCCAACUUAAGCAUAGUAAGGCAGCUUAUAAAUGAAAGGGGCACAAUUGUGUAUUUCUCUUUCCCUUCCAUGCACUCCUCCUUGGAUGUCAGUCUCGGGUUCAUGCUUCUUGUGUUGUCUCACAAUCUCUCCCUCCAGAGAUUGUGGCUGGAGAAGGAAGGCAUAAUUUUAUUUAUUUUAUUUAUUAAUUUCUAUACAGCUCUAUAUUUUUAAGAAAAAUCUCAAAGCGGUUUACUCCAUAUUAAAUCAAUAAAACAUAAAUAAAACAUUCUGAAUAAAGUCAAAUACAGUGGUACCUCGGGUUAAGUACUUAAUUCGUUCCGGAGGUCCGUUUUUAACCUGAAACUGUUCUUAACCUGAAGCACCACUUUAGCUAAUGGGGCCUCCUGCUGCCGUGCUGCCGGAGCAAAAUUUCUGUUCUCAUCCUGAGUUCUUAACCCAAGGUACUCUUUCUGGGUUAGCGGAGUCUGUAACCUGAAGCGUAUGUAACCCGAGGUACCACUGUAUAGAGUAUACAGUCAAAGCAACAUAACAUAGAACUAAAAUAUUAUAUUAAAGAUUUCAAAAUAAAACAUUACAAAUGAGGUCAACUACAGAAUACAUAUUUAAUAUGUAUAAUGUUCCCUUCCAAGCAUGCUGUGGUCUUGAUGACAUUCACCACCACCCUGACACAGGGAUUUUAUUUUAUUUUUUGGUCUUUUAUUUUUAAAGACCAACAAUGAAGUUGCCAAUCACAGUGCUAACAUCACUUGUAGUUUGGUCCUUAGAUAUAAAAAGUAUUGCUUGAAACUGUAUUAAAACAAGGACCCCUUCUAAGAGAUUGUUGUGGAACUGCAUUGAGUGCCAGAAUGUUAAAAUAGUGCAGGCUUCCUCAACCUCGGCCCUCCAGAUGUUUUGAUUCCCAUCAUCCCUGUCCACUGUUCCUGCUAGCUAGGGAUCAUGGGAGUUGCCAAAAACAUCUGGAGGGCCGGGGUUGAGGAAGCCUGAAAUAGUGCAUAGCAGACAUGGUGGCUACAGCAAGGACAGGAGUGCCAGCUUGACCCCAUGACCGUGGCUGCCAUGCAGCAUGCAUGCCCCUGGCACUGAAAUUUGUGGGUGCCCUGUCCCUUCAUGAGGAAUUUUGUGGGUGCUCAGACACCCAGGGCCCCAGAGAGUUGGCACCUACGAGCAAGGAGAAAUUAUCACACCAUUUCCAGCAAUAGCACCUGCUGUAGCUCUUAAGAUGUACAAGUUCCAGAUGAAUACAGGGUGCAGAAAUCUCACAUUGGGGGGGAGAUGCAUUGGAGGGGGCCAGAGCAAUCCAAACUAUAGGAAGACAGCGUAAUUUAUGCCAGGGUAAAUUAUGCUGGUGUAAUUUCACCUACUCCUUUCAGGAGAAGGUUACUGCUAGCCGAGCUGGCUGAAGCCUGGCAGAGGGAAAUCAAGCCCUUAAAAUAGAAUUGGACUUACAAACCUUCCUUUUUUGCCGGUGUAACUUCUACUGGGUUGCUAGGUCAUGUGACUGAGUUAAAAGGAGUUUCAAACAAGGGUAGGUUUUCCCCUACCCCACCCUUUUGGGGGGGACUUACUCUGGCCUCAGCCAAACCAGGGGGUUGGACUCGAUGGCCCUUGUGGUCUCUUCCAACUCUAUGAUUCUAUGAUUCUAUGAAACCAGUAUGAAGGAACUUAACACUGAGAUGGGGGACUCCAGCCACCUGAGCCUAGCUGAUCCCAGGCCCAGCUACAGAUCUGACUGUUCCCAAUCCCCCUCAUCUUGAUGGGUCUUAGGUUUGGCUAAGGUUGUGCUUAGUGUCUCAGGUGUGCUGGAGGAUGCUCUGCUUCCUGUGUAUGAAGAGCAAGAAAGUGUAGCUCCAUUAAGAGCUGUGCUAAUAGGGUCACUUAAAGGUAGCAACGUCCAUAUGGGAACCACUUUUGGAAAAGCAUCUUUCUCUUAGCUGAGGUUGUGUUGCAAGCAGAGGUUCUCAGUCUGGUCUGUGGGCCACUGGUGAUCUGCCAGCUUCAUGCCGUGUGCAGAAAAGUUGCAGAACAGUUGAGAAUAUCAUCGCUUGACCUUGCACAUUAUUUUUUUUCUUUUCUGGUGACUGAAAUUGAGGCCAUUUUGACCAAGUGCUGGAUCAAUAGAUCAGGCUAAAAAGGCCCUGACCUACGGCCCAUGGACAUCAUAAUACAACACUGGUUUUGAUUAUUAUGUCAGCGCAGAAGGAAAAAGGGUAUUGAAAUGUGAGUUACACAUGUGCUUUGAUUUGUAUAACAAGAAAACUUUUAUUAAGUGGUUGUUCAAGACUUGUAGCAAUUUUCAAGUUUUGAGGGAGGAAGGUUGAGCUGUUGUCAUCUUUGUUGUUGUUAAUUAAAUUUAUAUGCCACCGUUCAUCCGAAGAUCACAGGGCAGUUUACAAUAUAAAAGCACAAAAAUACACACCAUAAUAACAAACAAAAAUAUACUCCCCACAGUUUAAAAGGCCAAAGAUGGUUUAAAUAUUAGCCAAAGACCUGGAACAAGACGGACAUUGUGUAACGGGCUGUUUAUUUUGGUGAUUUCAAAUGAUUAUACACCUUGAAUUCUUUCCUCUCCCCAUCCUGAUUUUAAAAAUGCAUUUUUAAUGCUUUUUUUUUUAGGUACAACUUCCAACCUGAAGUUGAUCUUCCUAACCUGAUGCAUCGUACAUUAUGGUUCAUGUCAACUUUGUUAGAAAAUGGAUAUAUGUCCUCCUGGCAUUUAUUUUGGUUCUGACCAUUUGUUUGUGGAAGGAAUCGCGGAGAGGAUUUUAUGUUUCGUUUAAAACAGAAGACCAAGCCAAUCAUGGACCGUUGAGGCUGUGGAGGUGGAAUAGCCUAAGACAAGAAACUGUCCAGGAUGAAGCCGUCAAUGGCACAGGCAAGCUCCAUUUGCCCACCAACACAUCUCAAGUUCAUGUUGCCGUCACUGCAGUGCCAGCAAGAAGUAAGUUAGUCAUAAAACCUGUGAAAUUGCCAAGUCCCAUCAAAGUGUGGAACAAGGACAGUUUGUCCAGAAACCUCAACACUAGACUGCAAAAGGUGAGGAAGAAUUAUUUGCAUAUGAACAAAUACCGUGUGAAGUACAGUGGGCCAAAGUAUGCUGCUAAAUCCAGCCCCCAAAAAGUGUUGUGCCAGCUCCGGAAGCAACUGAACUUUGGGAUGAUCACCACAUCAGAUGGGCCCUUCAAUACAUCAGAAUGGGAGACCUACCUGCCAGGGAAGAACAUCAGCAUGGAAGUGGGGCAGAUGGGCCGGUGUGCAGUUGUGUCCUCUGCAGGAUCCAUGAAGUCAUCUCAUUUGGGGGAAGAAAUAGGUUUGCAUUAUUCCUCUGCCAUUUAUUAAGCAACAAAAUACAGUUUGAAAUCUUUGACUUGGGGGCGGGGGGAGUUCAGUGUUACGGGGCUGGAAAAACAUUUAAUUUUGAAUAUAAUCUGAAGAAGUAUGCAUGCACACAAAAGCAUAUACCCAGAACCAGCUUAGUUGGUCUCUAAGGUGCUACUGGACAAUUUUUUACUUCAUUUAUUUAUUUAAUUUUGAAUUUAUUGAAUUUGCCGGUAGGACUUUUCUCUUCUCUCUUCCUGCCUUUCAUUGCUCAGUGACCACAGAUGUCUCGUAGGAAGUAAACAUGGGAUCCUGGAACAUUAAAACUGGGUAUUGGGUAUUAUAUUUGAAAUUAGGGCAAGGCAUUGCUAGAACUGGCAUAGUAACAUGUUAAAAGUACUUGUGUGUUAAAACCUUGGGCUAGCUCAGGUCUAGCUCUAGAGCGGGUGUAAUAUUACAGGCCUAAGUCUAAACCAGGCAUCCCCAAACUUCGGCCCUCCAGGUGUUUUGGACCAUAAUUCCCAUCAUCCCUGACCACUGGUCCUGUUAGCUAGGGAUCAUGGGAGUUGUAGGCCAAAACAUCUGGAGGGCCGCAGGUUGGGGAUGCCUGGUCUAAAUCUUGCAUUGUAAUCUCACUUCAGCCAUAAAGUCACAAGGAGGGCUUAGAACAAGGGUAGCUAACAUGACGCUCUCCAUAUGUUAUCCCUGACCAUUGGCCAUACCAGCUGGGCUGAUUGGAGGCAUCUGGAAAGGAUUAUGUUUGUUACCCCUGCCUUACAGUAUUUCAGCUUCUGCGGACAUCCCCAUCUGUAAUUUGGAGAUAAUAAUACUGAUCUAUCCUACAGGGUUGUUGUAAGGAUGAUUGAGAUAAUGUACAUGCAACAUUCUGAACUCAGCUUGAAUGAUUUUAAAUACAAUUACAGUGGUGCCUCGCAAGACGAAAUUAAUCCGUUCCGCGAGUCUCUUCGUCUUGCGGUUUUUUCGUCCUGUGAAGCAUGGCUAUUAGCGGCUUAGCGGCUAUUAACGGCUUAGCGGUUUAGCGGCUAUUAACGGCUUAGCGGCUUUAAGAAAAAGGAAACAAACUCGCAAGAACUCGCAAGAUGUUUCGUCUUGCGAAGCAAGCCCAUAGGGAAAUUCGUCUUGCGGAACGACUCAAAAAACGCAAAACCCUUUCGUCUAGCGAGUUUUUCAUCUUGCGAGGCAUUCAUCUUGCAGGGCACCACUGUAUUCACCUGUCCAAUAGGGAUCCCCAGUGGUGAUAGACAGUGUAAAAGAAAAUCAAUACAAUAUGACAGCCUUAUAAAAAUCCAUAAAAUAUAAACUAAGCCUGUCCAAAACAGACUCAGUACCUGCUCCCGCUUUUUCAGUACCCACAACCAAUAUUACCUCUGUCUGUGUUAAGCCUCAGUGUCUCAUCCACUCCAAAACUCUUAAGCCGCUUCCACUCCAAAAUGGCUGCCAGACAUCAGCUUGAGAGCUCUCUCCUUCCUUUGGAAAUGGAAGUGAAACAACCGGUGCCCCCUUUCACAGCUCUGCCUUUGCUGAACUUUUGAGUUCACAGUUCUCUGUUAACAGUGGAUUUCUUUCAAAUGGUAUAAGAAUUUCAGGAGCUAAUUGAGAUGUGGCAGGGCUGAUGGAAAGUUUUCACAUUCACAGUGGAGAGUGAUUGUAGUAAGGCUAACGCUCCUCACUGUCUUCUUCCAAAGCAGUGGCACAGUUGGGUUCCAGAGCUCGAAACAGAAACUUUUGAGACUUCGGGGCUUUUGCUCGAUCAGGUGCCUUUCAAUUUAUAUUUCCUCCUCGCUGCUUUCAGAUCACCACGAUGCAGUGCUGCGGUUUAAUGGAGCCCCUACCAGAGGGUACCAGGCUGAUGUAGGGCAGAAAACCACAAUACGCCUUGUUAAUUCCCAGGUAAGUUUGCAUGGUAUGCGCUGUGCUAAGGGAGCAACAGAAAGGAGUGCGUACUGAGGGCUUUAAUGAGAGCUCCUUCAGCUCGUUUUUUGUUGUUCUGCCUGAAAAGAUUUGCAAGUAAGAAUAGCAGCAAAAAGUAGAAGAAUCACUUAUGUCAGCUCUUUAUGUUGCCAUUGCUCAAGAACACAGCCGAUGAACAUAAAAGGCCUGCCUCUAAACCUUUCUUAGUGAUAUCUGAAAAGUGUCUUUUCACUGUGGAAAGGACAGCAGAUUUUUUAAAAAGCACCACCUGACAGUGUGUGGGGAGGAGGGUGAGAGGGAGAGAGAGAGAGAAUAAUAAUUUUGUGCCCAUGUUCUACAGAACAUUUAUUUACUCUACAGAACAUUUAUCUAUUGAAACUUGAAAAACAAAGGGAAAAAAUGAUACAUAAACGUUAACAUCAAAUGCCAAGCAUCUUUUUAAACAACAUGUAUUACUAUUAAAACAAAAUAGUGGACAUGCUUUUUAAUGAUGCUGUUUGCACCACAGCUAGUUUGAUCUUAAGUGACUCUAUAUAUUUCCCUCCCCAUCGCUGCACCUUCACCACCAUUGUGGCCUUCAGACUAUUAAGAUUUUACACUUGUGCACAGAUUCUUCUUCUUUUUUAAGUUUUAAGGUAUCUUUUUAUGUUCCCUUUUGCAAAAGGGGAAAAAUUCAAUGUAGUGAUGCCUUUUUGGUGACACAGAGGUGUUAAAAGGCCCAGGCCACAUCAGAGGAUUUCCUGCUGUGGCUUCUCCUCAUACCAGCAAUCCUUUGUUGGAGCAUUGCUCUCCUUCACUGCGCCUAUAUUGCCCAUGCGCGGCACAAAAAAUUUGUGCUGCAGCGGCUCACACAUUGCAAAAGCAAGAAGGACCUUCAGAGUAGGCCACAGGGAAAUGAGCAGUACAGCACAAUCCCUUUGCAUGUUUAUUUAAAAGCAAACACCAUGUGUUCAAUAGGAUUUACUCUAAGGAAAGUGAUCACUCAUUCAAGAAUGACUAGAAUUGGAACUGGAUGCUUUUAGGUUUUCUGAAUGGGAUUUCUGAAUUCUCUGCCUGACAAAGAAUAAGACUAAAGGAGUUUAAUAGGACUGAAAUAUUAAGAGAGAUCACAGAUUUUCCAGGUCCUUGUACAACCCUUAAGGGCACAAUCGGAAGAAAAGCAAUAAUUUCUUGGUAAAUAAAUACCAUUGCUCUUUUGUGAUGAUUUUAAACAGUGUCCCUGGCCAGUGAUAAAAGGCAAGGAGAAAGAAUGCAGACACACACUCUUGUCGUUCAUAGCACAGCAUGGAUUUUGCUUCACUUGCCCAUCUAAAAUACCUUUAUCUUGGAAAGCUCAGUGGUAAAGCAUCUGUUCUGAAUGCAGAAUGUCCCAGGUUCAGUCCCAUGCAUCUCCAGAUAGGGCUUGAUAUGUCCCCUCGUCUGAAACCCUAGGCAGCCACUGCCGGUCAGUUUAAACAAUGCUGGGUUAGAUGGACCAGUGGUUUGACCAAGUAUGAAAUAGCAUAUUGUAUUCCUAUGCACCUAUCACCAUUUGAAAGUGUUAUAAGAAAAACUGUUCCCUUUCCCUUAUAGCAGGCAUGUCCAAAGUCUGUUUUGGGGGCCUAAUCCGGCCUGUCGGUCAAUUUAAUCUGGCUCCCAUGGCAGUAUAUGUCCUGGGGCAAAAUCCUCUUUGAAAAAAGUUUGGGCACCCCGUCUUACGGGGUAUUCCGGAGCACAUAUAGAGUCCUUAAGUGGGUUCCCUAUUGGUAGGAGAAAACAGAGGCCAACCAGGUUAUAUUGAGCAGCAAAGCGGCUAGUAAGCCUGAUCUUUAUUAAAGGAGCUGUUGCAACAGGGUCCCCACAUGCAGGAGGUAGGAGAACCCUGAACAAUGGUGCGCAAGCCCUUACAUAGACAUUUGAAAUUGCCCACCCUGUAACCCAAGACCACCCACCCAAAAAAAGAUCAUACACACAUCACAGAAGGAGGCAGUCUACAGCAGAAAUCCUGUCUGCCAGGAGCAUGGUCACUGAUUGCAUUACCUGGGCAGUCUGGCUAUUCUUUUGUAAUGGUUAAUACUUUAGUUCCUGAGUCUAGGUCACAUCCUCACCCUAUUCAUACACAAAUAGGCCCUUAAGACAGGAUUUGCAAGCAAAAAGACAAUGGGAAAGCUUUCCCCAUUUGCCUCCCUUACUGCAGAGGAAUAUUUGAGGCCAUUGGAAGAGUCAAAAUGGGUUCAGGAUUGCUCUCCCACACUAUUUCAGACACAUGGUUCAUAUAUUUAGAUAUGUGUGCAUUGGUGAAUAUUUAUUCUAUAUUUUAGACCUUAAAAUUCUUCUUACAAAAGUGAUCUCACUCUGGGGCACCAUUCCAUUUCAAAGUCUAAAUCCGAUGCAAGGAAGAGUUCGUGUUCUCCGAACCACGUCCGCAAUUGCGAAUGACCUCUUCACUGCAACAUUUCGACCCUCUGUGCCCGCAGUCCAGUUUGGAUAUGUGGUGUCGCCAAAGGGAUGCCAUGAUCCCUGCAGCUGGCCCCGUCAGACAACUUGAUUGAUUAGAGCAGCAGGAAGAGGUGGAGGCCUUUUCCUAAAACUAUGAAGGAUGUUGAGAAUGGAGCAGCUGAAAACUAAUCCUUAGGCACUUCGUGUUCUCUGCUGUAAAAGCCUCCAUGUGGGAAGUGUCACUUCCAGUAUUGCCCCAUAGUCUGAUGGGGGGACAACAUGUGGUGGGAGAGAGUAAAUCACACCUGUUGUCAGAAAUACAAGAAAGCUAAACUGAAAAUUAGCAUUUACACAGAAGCCGGUUAUAUGAGAUAUAUAUAUAUAUAUAUAUAUAUAUAUAUAUAUGAUAUUCCAUUCAUCCGUGUAAUAGCUAACGCAGAAUGAAUUACAGAGGCAAGUAAGUCCAGAGUUAGCAAGGCAGUCGAAAGCCCAAACAGUUAAGUAAUGAAGUAGUUCAUUAGGAGUCGUACAGGGGAACACAAGUAAAUCUGGUAGCAGUUUAGCCGCAAGCUGAUGAAGGGCAGAAAGGCACUGCAAGCAGGAUUGUGAAGCUGCGGCAGUACUGGUGUGGACGUACUGUGCUAAAAAUAGCCAGAAGUAUCUGGUGGCAGGAUACUAAUGAGGCAGCGGAAUUAAUGGAGAAACACUUUUGCAGGUUCGUGCAGAACUGCCCGUGAACCUCAGUGCGCAGAAGCAGUGGAAGGUGAAGAUGAUGAUGAUAAUAAUAAUAAUAAUAAUAAUAAUAAUAAUUUGUUAUUUAUACCCCACCCAUCUGGCUGAGUUUCUGCAGCCACCCUGGGUGGCUCCCAAUCGAGUGUUAAAAACAAUACAGCAUUAAAUAUUAAAAACUUCCCUAAACAGGGCUGCCUUCAGAUGUUUCUUUGCCUUUUUGCUUGCCUGAUCGGAGAAAGGGGUGUGACUGGCAUGUGCACAGAAACCUCUGGCUUGGUUGUGUGACUUGAAUGCAGCCUUCUGCCACACCUGUGCCUCACCCACCUUUGCUUCUGGCCCCACCCAUCUCUGGCAUGUGCUCCCGGAAGGUUCUCUGUAGGGCAAGUGGCCUUUGGGUACAAAAAGUUUCCCCACGCCUUGCCUUAGUACUGUAACUAAGCCAAGAUAGGGUGACUGGGACAGACACACAUUUCCCCUCUUACUCACACAUAUCUCUGUAUUUCUUUCCUUGCUCUUUUCUCUCCUGUGUUGAAUUUUUAACUCCAUGCUCCAGAUGCUUUCCCCCUCCUUUUUUCUAGCAUUUUUAGAUUUAGAGAGGUUUGUCUGUGGGAAACGUUUCAGUCGGAGCAGUUGUAACCAUCAGAAUAAAAAUGUUUGGAAGCGGGUCAGUCUAGCUUAUGGGUCGCGAUUGCUGAUUCGUGCUUUCUGAAUUAUGUUUUUCUUUCGACACAGAGGGCAUGGCAUUCAGAGUGCUAUCAUUCAAGUAACAUGUAUUGGACACACCCGUGAUGCAAAUAAAGUCUUACCACUUAUUUUGCUUUUAAAGAUAGCCGUAAAGGUAACAGUGGCUUUUUUUAAAAAAAUGAAAUGUGCCAUUUGCACAUUGCAAGCUUGCCGUUCUCACACACAACCUGGACAUAUUUUGGUAUCAUUUGACUUUGAGAGCUGAGCCCACACCAGAAUUUGACCCAAUAACCAUUAACACAGACAACAGAGAUAAAUCAAAAGUAAAUUGACUGCAUCACGGUGGGGAAUUGGCUUGCUUACUGUAAAUCAAUAAACAGAAUAAAUAACCCUAGUAAUAGGCUACGUUUGAGAGUUUAAGACCAACACAAGAGUUAUUUAUAUUGAUUAUCGUUAAAGCAUUCCUGGGAACGUAUAGAAACUCUAGGAUGCAUUGACACGGGCCAGGGAGAUCAGACUGACUUGCUUUAGGAAGAGAAAGGGAGGUUGUCAGAGGAGGAAGGGGGCAGUAAUUUUAUGGGGUGUUGGGAAAGGUUUUAGGGAAGGAUCAGAAGAAAGCAAUUGGAUGAGUUUGGGACAUGACAAGGAGAAUAAAGGGAGUGGGUCUCAAAUUGGCUCAAAAUUAAAACAGAAGCAAAGACAACUCUUGUCUUCUUGGCCAUGAAAGAGUGGUAAAGGGUUUAAAGUGGUGCCAGCCAGGAAAAGUCUAAAGGCUUUAGAAAUUGCUUCUAAAAAAACAUCAUUCUGUUUCCAGGUGAGUAGGGGAUUAAUGUAAUCUUUUGGGCUCUAUUGGAAGGAGCCUCAGGCCAUUGACACUACGUACUUGAUUAAUAAUUGUGGGAAGGAGUGCAUAGGAAGGAGUGUCCUGUGCAGGUGAUAAUAUCUUGCCUUAACACUUCCAGAUUGAGUCAGAUGCUGUUCUGUUUGUUUUAAACCCACAAGUGAUAAGGGGAGAUAGCAGAGAUUUACAGUAAAGGGAACAAUAGGUUUACCAGAAAGUGUUGCAACUCAAUUUACUUCAACAGGCAUGAUGAGCUUCCUGCAAUGGGGUCUGUUGACCAAAAUCCCCUUCUCAGGCACAGACUACCAUAGAAUAAGCAGAGGAGUGGGGUAGGCUUGCUUUGUAACAAGCUCAUUUCCCAGUAAGGCCCUAGUAGAAAAAUCAAAAUCUAAUCCAAUUGUUUAAUAACCCUAGAUUGCUGAUUGGUAGUUUACACAGUUUACACAGGCAUUCCCCUGUGUUUUAACGGGGCUGUUCCAUUGCACAUUUUAAUAACGGUCAUUUGUAUUUUAAUGUUUUAAUGGGACUGUUUUAUUGUGCACUUUAAUUAUGGUGUGUUUCUGAUUACACUGUAUCUUAACAAAGAUGUUGAAUUGGGGUUUUUUAUGCUUUGUAAACCAUUUAGAAGCCACGUGGGGAUUAAGGAGUAUAUAAAUUAUUAAAAUAAGAACAGUAUUUCCAUUCUCCUGUUGUAAACAAAAUCUGCCCUUAUGGGAUAUCCAGGAGCCCAUAUAGAGUCCUUACAUAGGUUCCCUAUUGGUAGGAGAAAAUAACAGAGGCCAACCAGAGAAUAUUGAGAAGCAAAGCAGCUAGUAAGCUUGAUCUUUAUUGAUCGGUUGCAACAGGGUGCUCCUCUUACCCGCAGGAAAGGAGGAAGAACCCAGAACAAUGGCGUGCAAGGCCUUAUAUGGACUUUUGAAAUUGCCACCCUGUAGAUCAAGACCACCCCCAGAAACAUCAUACAUACAUCACAGAAGGGGUGUAACCUAAGACCACCCCCCAGAUACAUCAUACCUACAUCACAGAAAAGGCGGUCUAAAACAGAAAUUUGAAUGUUGUUUUUCUCCUGUCCUUGUUUAUGUCCUGUCUGGCAGGUUACUUGAUUGGAUUGCCUGGGGAGCCUGGCCAGUCUUUUGUAAUGAUAAAUACUUAGUUCCUGGGCCAGGUCACAAGCUCACACCCUAUUCAAACACGGACAUACCCUUAAGACAGGAUUUUUGAAGGAAAAGGCAAUGGGGAGGCUUUUCCAUUUUCCUUUGACCUUGCAGAGAAAACAUUUGGUCAGUUUGGGACAGUUUGGGAAUCAAAAUGGUUCCAGGUCAGUCUUCCUGUGUUGAUCUAUGUAAGUAGUUGGUUGGUACACUUAUGAACAUUUAACAUAUACAGUGGUACCUCGGGUUACAUACGCUUCAGAUUACAUACGCUUCAGGUUACAGAUUCCGCUAACCCAGAAAUAUCACCUCGGGUUAAGAACUUUGCUUCAGGAAGAGAACAGAAAUUGUGCUCUGGCAGCGCGGCAGCAGCAGGAGGCCCCAUUAGCUAAAGUGGUGCUUCAGGUUAAGAACAGUUUCAGGUUAAGUACGGACCUCCGGAAUGAAUUAAGUACUUAACCUGAGGUACCACUGUAUCUAAGACCUCAAAAUUCCUAUCACACUCCCUACUUACAUGGAUUUUGAGCUUGACGGUGAAAGGAACUUUCGGGUGCCUUUUGCAAGGCUCUGUGAGUUGGCUACCUGUGUAUAACCCACCUUCAUGGUCAGGAAAAAGUUGGGAGAUGGUGGGAGGCUGUGCCAUCAAGAACAUAUGAUGUGGAGGAGAGACUGGUCUCGUUCGCAUGUCACGGUAAACCAUAUUUUAUGGAUUUCUGCGAAAGAGAUUGUUCCCACUUUGCUUCUCCCAUCAGGUGAGCUGAAGCGACAAGCCAUGAGGUUUGUGAACCCUGGAUUGUCACUAGUUUCUCCUGAAGCAAAACAACCCGUAGCUUCAGAUCAUGGUUUGUUUCCCAUGAUCAUGCAUUUGCAUGUUACAACAGGCCAGGCUUUGGCUUGUCGCUGCUGCUUGCGCUAGUAGAUGUCCCAUGGGUUCCCAAUUCUAUGAUAUGAAAGCCAUUGACCAUUGUGUGCAAAGAAGGCCACUGUCUGGAGAAUAUAGGUGCCUGGUGCCUGCUGCAAUCAAAGAUGUGGAGAGGAUAUUUUCUGUACAGAAGGCGUUUUUGAAUUCAUUUUUUCACUAUAGAUGUUUUGGAUAACAGGAAAUGCAGCUCCAAUAAACUUGAGCAUCAGGUUUUUAAAAUUAACGAAUUGUUAUAAAAAGAAAAAAGAAAUCCAUGAUAAUCUUGUUUGGAUCAGUAGUGAGGAUGAUAUCUAGGAAAGGGAUGUGUGAAUUUUUGAUGCUGCUAUUGCACUGCAUUUCAUAGUUGGGUGAACAGAGCUGACCUUGUUUUUAAAUUGCUCCAAGCAUUCUUUGCCACUGGGCCAGAAGAGAUAUGUGCUCUACCUCAUGGUCUUCAGCCUGAUUUGAGAAUAAUUCAAGAGAAUGUGUGACUAGGUCAUUUAGCCCUCCUGUAAUGUCCGUGACUAGAUCUGUCUAGAUUUGGAGCGACUGUUUUCACCGAUCCUGGCCUAGUUAUCAAGAUCAUUUCCCUUGGUUUCAAAAGGAACUGCAGCUUAAAAGUUGCAGUUCUCAUGGAACAGUGUCCUGCAACAGUCAGUGACAUUUGCCACCAGUGAAGCCUUGCAGUCUGACCUCCCUGUGCUUUUCAAAGUGGCAACAUGUAUUCAUCACCACCUCUUUUGUCAUUCCCAGCUUAUUACUGUAGAAGAACAGAAGUUUCUUACAGAUCCGCAGUAUAAUUCUGGAAUCUUAAUUGUGUGGGAUCCAGCACCAUAUCACUCAGGUAUCCACGAGGUACGUUUGAGCUAUGUGCAUAUUAAAAUAAUUGCCUGGAAUUGCAGUGGAUUCUGGGAGAAGGUUGUGGUCAUCCUGGAAAUGCAUGGUUCUGUGGUUGUAAAGACUAGUACAGGGGAAGGCAACCUAAGGCCCGUGGGCCGGAUGUGGCCCAAUCACCUUCUCAAUCCGGCCCACGGACAGUCUGGGAAUCAGCGUGUUUUUACAUGAGUAGAAUGUGUGCUUUUAUUUAAAAUGCAUCUCUGGGUUAUUUGUGGGGCAUAGGAAUCCGUUCAUUUCCCCCCCAAAAAUAUAGUCCGGCCCACCACAUGGUCUGAGGGCCCACGGCUGAAAAACGUUGCUGACUCCUUCUCUAGUAUCUCCUCACAUCUGACACCAGAAGCACCAGGUACCUGAAAUCGGCCUAAUCCUCAAAUCAAAACACUUUGAUGCUCCAUGUACAGUUCCACCGAGGCUUAGGGCAGCUAUUGAAUUAUUGCCUACAAAGAAAACCAAAGGAUAAAAGAACAUCCCUUUAAUUAUUUCCACAACCCCCCAAAAAAUCAAUUUAGAAACAAACAACCCCUGGAUCUAUUUCUCUGCAGUUCAGCAAGUUUCUUGUCUAGCAGCAUCUCUCUCAUGUCUACAAUUUUCAAGCCAAUUGCACGCGAAACACUUGAGAUUUAAGUGAUGCACCUCAGAGCUGCAAAGGCAGCCCUCACAGAACCACUGCAGCUGCUCUUCUGAAAUUCAGCACGGUUCUUCUGCUUGGUGUGGGGACAUGAAUUUUUUUUUGAGAACAUCUCUGAAUCAGGCUUCUCUGUUUGGAGACAGUUUUGCUCGUAUUCAUAGAAGAGCCACAAUUCUUUUUUGCUUUUGGUUUCAGUGGUACCAAAAACCGGACUACAAUUUCUUUAAAAGCUACAAGAACUAUCGGAAAAGGCACCCGGAACAACCUUUUUAUAUCCUGAAUCCCCACAUGCAGUGGCAGCUCUGGGAUAUCCUUCAAGAAAACUCACCAGAGGAUAUUCAGCCAAAUCCUCCAUCUUCAGGAAUGCUUGGUACGUUGUUUGCAGGGCAAGUCCUGGGUUUCUUCUUUGGACUGUGAGUGGGUGUUACCUGUCUUUUCAUAUAACAGUGAACUUGGCCUGUUGAGUGCCUAUCAAUAAGAGAAGGGUUUCUACAUACUUGGGGAGCUCAGUUUGCAGAAGUAUAUCGAUUUGUAAAUUCAAGGAAAAGCAGCCAAAACAGCCAGGUAAGAACCUCUGAGCUAACAAAACACUGGUGGCAGUUGAGCCGAGGGAGUAAAAAAGGGUUUAAGGGAUCUAAAAAUUCAGUAGAAUAAAGUCUCUGGUUGAGAGAAGCCGAGACAUGGAAGAGAAAAUCGAGGUCAAUCCAUUGCCCUCAUUUAUCCCUUUCCUCAUAAAAUAGACGGCUAGAUUUGUUAACAAAUGCUCGUUCUACAACUUCAGUCUAUCGCUGGCCUCUGUUAUAAGGUGCUGCCACCCCUCUUGCCUCCCUCAAAACACACUUGUUUAGUGAAGCCUUUGACAUCACCCUUUAGCAUACUGCUGGGGUAGUCAUCCUGGUGCCCCCAGAUGUUGUUGGCUCCCAAUUCUCAUCAGACCCAACCAGUCUGGCCACCAACAUCUGGAGGACACUAUAUUGAGCAAACCUGUUAUUCUCCUGUUGGCACUUGUCUCCAUCUUUUGACUGCAAACCAAGGAUGGGUGAUAUCUGUUCCUCCAGAUGUUGUUUGAUUCCAAUUCCUACCAAGCCCUGCCAGCAUGCCCAGUGGUUAGGGAGGAUGGGGGAUGUGCUGUGUCAUCUGGAGGGCCACAGGUUCUCCUUCCUUAGUGUAAACACUAUUGGGUCAAGGAUCUGCCUCUUGUACUUGCACCAUGCACACAGAUGGAAUUAUUAUUAUUAUUAUUAUUAUUAUUAUUACCACCACCACCAUCAUCAUCAUCUUCUUCUUCUUUAGCUAACAGUUAGUGUUUGGCACACAGCUUGAGCUGCUUCCACCAUAGGAAAGAGGCUGGUUUUUUCUGGAUGAAGCAUUCUUUUCUUUUCUUUUUACACAGGUACACACACACACACACACACACACACCCUUACUUGCAGCUAAAUAACUAUAACAAAAUGAUAAUUCAAUUACCACCCCAUGCCAUAUCGUACCCCCCACACUCCUAAGUAUUACUGUGUUUGCUCGAAUCUAAUGUGCAAUUUUGGUGCCAAAUUAUAUUGCAAAAAUUAAGGUGCGCGUUAGAUUCGAUGGCGCAUUAGACUCGAGUAAAUACGGUAGUCGGUGUGUGUUUUUAACUCUCGCCACAAGAUGGCACUAUUGCAUAGUAAGAUUCUGACACAAAAGAGGACACGUUUCCAGCUGAAUUCUGUUGCUGUGCUUGAAUUGAUAAGGCGCAAAUAUUGCCUUGUCUUGCUGCGCAUUCAGAUCCUGUGACUGGCAAAAACAGUGGGGCUCUUCAUAUUCCAUGCUAGUGCAGAAAAGGGGAGGGGUAUGAUUUGCCUCUGAGGACGUCCACAAAGCAUGACUGGAUGCUGCCCUCAUUAGCAGAGCAAAUUCGGAAAAGUUGUUAGUGAACAUUCCCCUACAGCAUGUUCCACACAUGACAGCUUUGUGAAGCUUCUCUUCUGCCUCGGGAUAAAAAUAAUCUGUUUUUUCACUGUUAAUCAUCAGAACGGCACCUUUUCCAGUAAUGCGUUAUGAAUAUAAAUCACAAAUGGCUUUGAGGAAUUGUGGAAAAUAAAUCUGCCAGGAACUGCUAUUCACGGAAGCCCAUGGUACAGAUUGUAUCAUCAUCAUUAUAUAGUGCUAACAGUAUGCAUGGGAAUUUGCAAAUGACAAGAGGAGAGGAUCCCACCCAAAUGGAACUUUGCAAUCAGGAAUUUGACACAAGGAAAACCGAGAAAGGCAAAGAGGCAUGUGUGUGUUUGUGUGUAAGCAGUGAAAGAACAUGCAGUUGCAUGUGCUUGGGCUUAGUUAGAGGCUCACUCCAAUUAUUAUUAUUAAAAGUAAUUUAUUAAUUGUCUUCUAAGCCACUGUCUCAAGCUGAUUUACACAUAAAAUAAUUAAAAAACUGUUAAAAACACAACACAACAAAUAUGUUUAAAGCAAGACUAAAAACCCUCACAAAUGGACACUUGUGAUAUAGUCCCGUUGAUCCAAUUGGGAAAACUUGCCAGAACAAAAAUAUCCUCAACUAUUUCCACAACCUCCCCCCAAAAAGUGUAAAUAGUCAAGUCAUAUCUUGAUAGGAAUGCUGUUUCCCAGGACAGGGGCAGCAACACUAAAAACUCUGCUCCGAGCUAUUGCAGAGUGAGCUUCUGCUAUAUUUGGAACUUGUGGGAGAUCUCUUCUGCAAACCACAGUAAUCUACUGAGUAUGUAACAGAUAGGGUGGUCUCUCUAGUAACCUGGUCCCGAAAUAGCCUGGUAGCAAAUUGAUUGCCAGUAUAAAUCCUCAAAGAAAGCUGGCCGUCGUCUUCUGCACUAGCUGCCCCCUUCAGAUCAACUCCAAGGGUAGCCCCACACACAGCAUGUUGCAGUAAUCCAACUGUGAGGUUAGCAGCGCAUGGAGAACUGUGGUCCAGCUGUCCCAACCCAGGAAUGGCCGUAGCUGUCUUAUCAACCAAUGUUGAUCUCAGGUGCAGGAAAUGUGGGUGUAGUCACCCAAAAUGGCCACUCACUGGGCCUGGUAGGUUGAAGGUUCCCCACCACUGUUUGAGGAAAGGAACGUUCCUCCUCUGGCCAUUAGUCAACCUCAAUGGAAGUGCUUUAGCUAGGCAGAUGAAAAGCAGUGCCAAUGGUUGUGUUUGAUUUACCAAUGUUGUGAUAAGUCAUGAGUAUGCAGCUGACAUUUCCAUCUCCAAAGACCCUCCUCCCCCUGCCCUGAACAUCUUGGGGCUACUGCAAAGUCUUGUGAUGUGGAGGGAGGGAGGAAUAGAGGAGGGAGAUAGGGCAGAGGCAGAUUGUGUGAAUGGCGCACCCCCCUCCACUCAGACAAGCAGCCUCCUCCAGAUUUCCGCCUCACACUCAAACAACCUGCUCACAUUACAUAAUUUUUAUGAGGGUCAAAGGACAACAGCUGUCUGAGGAGAGGAGCAGGGAGGGAAUCCCCCCUGCACAAGUUCAGCACGUGAUACAACCAGCUUCAUUCGUAUUGUGGUAUAUUGUUUUUAUGUACAGGCCUCUGAGUGAGAAAACCUGGUGAUUGUGGCUCAUUAAGAGAAUGUCUAUCACUACACGUACCUGUGGGGAGUUUUGUACAUCUAAGGGGAAAGUCCACUAGAUGGCAGCACAGCUCCAGUUUGGGAAUAAAAAAUGGUACAAGCAAUUCCACUUACGCUUUAUUUGCUCUCAUACAGUUUCCGACAUACAGCAGAGAAAUGACUUCUAUCCAUAUACCGGUGCAAUCUUAGCAGUAAUUGAACAGUGUUCAAUUGCAACAAUCAGGGGUGGAGAAGACGCCAUCUUCAACAAUAUCUAUCAGGCCAGGGGGAUCUGUAGCCUUCUGGGUUCCCAGAUCCCAUUAUUCCUCACCACUGGCCAUGCUACUUGGGCAGGAUGGUGGUUGGAAUCGAACAACAUUGGGAUUGCCACAGCUUCCCCAUCCCUGCUGUAGAGCCUUUAACUCCUUUUGUCUAGGUUUCUAGUCAAAAGAAAACAUCAGGAAGACCUCCUUUCUUCCCUCUGCGUUGCUGAGGAUUUCUCUCUCUCUCUCUCUCUCUCUCUCUCUCUCUCUCUCACACACACACACACACACACACACACACACACCCCUCAUGAUUUUUAAACCCUGCCUUCAGGUCACCCAUUCUGCUGUGUCUUUUAAUGGAUCCUUUGUCUCUCUCCCCUCCCUUUCUAGGCAUUGCUCUCAUGAUGAACUUCUGCGACGAAGUGGAUGUUUACGAGUUUCUCCCUUCCAAAAGGCAGACAGACGUUUGUCAUUAUUACCAGAAGUUCUUUGACCAAGCCUGCACUAUGGGUGCCUACCACCCGCUGCUCUUUGAGAAAAAUAUGGUGAAGCACCUUAAUCGAGGCACAGAUGAAGACAUUUACACUCACGGGAAAGUCACUCUAACUGGCUUGAGGAAUGUGCAGUGUUAGACCUGUGAAUCCGCUCUUCUGGGCUUGGAAAAACCCUUCUUGAAUCACAAGGCACUUUUUAAUUUUUAAUUUUUUAAAAAAGAAAUUCUAAAGUUGGGCAAGCUGUUCACAAUUAACAAUUCUUCCGUUCAGUACGCCUUAAUUUGUGACUGCAGGGUGGGUUGUUUCUACUAAAAAGCAGGCAGAAGAAAGCUCUAGCUGAGGCAUCCAGUGUUUAGGAACAUCUUCAUGUUUCAUUGCUCUGUCUCAGAACACUCCAGUCCUUAACUCAGGAACACAUAAAAUCAGGGCUGUGAAUUAAAGUUAGUUUUGGGCUGAGAAUUCUGCAUUUCUGAUAAUCUGUUUCUCUCGCCGCCGCCACCCCCACCCCCAUUUGACGAGUUUCUAUCUCUCACGGUGGGAGGAUAGAUUGUGUGCACACAAUCGAUGCAAAAUGAAUAUGGAAUAUGUCCAGUGAUUAGGAGUCAGGGCAUCUGUGACUAUCAAGCUCUUAGCAGUAUCUGCUCUUGGUUGUUGGAUGCCAAGGCAAAACCUCAAUGAUGCUUGCUCCCAGGUAAGUUGGCAUAAGAUUGCUGCCAUAGUUCUCCCCCUUCCCCCCCCAAAAAAAUCUCUAAAUACAUUAUCUGAUGUAGCAUUUCAAAAUGCUCCAGAGAAAUCUGUGGGGAAGGGCAAGGCACCAGAAGUCAACUGCUGAACCGUCACAGUGACAGAAGGUUCAGACUAAUGAGCGAGUUUUGAGGCCAAGGCUUUAUAGGCCUGGGUGAGAAGGGAUUGGCCUGUGAAGCCAGUAUCGCAGCCUAGGUGGUACCCUUGCAGUGCAAAGCUUAGCCAGGUUUUUGGCAGUGGUCUGAGCAGCACAGGACACCAGGUCUUGACCCUUGGGUCUCUCUGACACCUCACCUCUGUCAUAGCUAAGAGCCCUUCGUAAGACACACAGAAGUAGAGAAAGUGUGAAAGAAGCAAAUGCACAAAUUGGUUUCAUUUGCUGCAUUUACCUUGGUUGCAGAAUUCCACUUUUCUGGGCGUGAAAAUUUGAAGUUGCUUUUCCAGCGUAGAGUCUGUUCUGAGCCUGCGUGUAGCUAAGUAGACCUGAGGAUUCCUCUUUCUUAGCUAUCCCACGCCUGGACUAAAAACCACACAUUCUACAAAUCCGUGUCAAAACAUGUAAAAGUUGUGUGGUUAGGAAUACAUUUGAGCUACUUUUAGUGGGUUGUGUAUUUUAUUCCCUCUGCAAAUUUUGGAGUGUUGUGGUUACAGAAGGGAUAUUCUGGGUAUCCAAGACAUCCCUGCCCAUGGAAAUUAAGAGAGUAUCUCUGUUGUACUGUGAACGGACACCUGCAAGACACUGAACAGUCAUGUUGGCUGGAUGCUGGAGAUGCUAUAAAGUGCCAAACUCUGUUGAGUGCUUAUGAUAUGAUAUAUUAAUAGCACUUCAUAUGUUGGUCAGAUGAACUCAGUGUGGUACGCAGGGGAAAGAAUUGUGACCAGGGUUUAAACACACUGCUCCUAAGUGUAUCUAUCCACUCCUGACGUCCCUGAAGACAGAGCCAAGAAAAAGUUACCAAGGGAAUUGUUUUCCUAUGUCUUUCCACAGCAAAGAUGCUCUUGAAAUAAUCUACUAGUUUCAUUUUUAAAAUAUUAUUUAAUAUAAUUUCUCCCCAGGCUUGUCUUUCCACAGCAAAAGAGUACCCAAAAUUUAUAGCUGCCUGUUUCAGAAAACCUGGCAAUUGCAAUGACAGAGUUAUAGCCAUGCCAGAGGACUAAGGACUAGCUAAGUUGCUGUUUGGAAGUCUGCCAUUCCAGCUCUAGUUGCUUUUGGGUGGCAUAAUACCCCAUGCCUGUGACUGGAAAUUAACCCUUGACAGAUAUGCUGCCAUGUGCAUUGGGGAGGUAAGAUCUUAAAAGCCAUGGCAGCCUUGUUAUUUUAUGCAAAUAUGUGAAUCCACAUGAAGAUGCCAUUUAAUCUUGAGCCUGCAGUACACUGCAAGUGUAACAGCCAGGAUGCUGUUGGAUUCAGAUGUGAUUGAUAAAAGAUAAUACCUCCUGCCGCCACCUCUAAUACGGCAAAAAGUCAGGCCAUUUAAAACCAACUGGGUAAAGUCCUGCUGUUGAUUAGAGCUGUUUCUAUUUUCCUUAAUCAGGUUAAAUUUUAGAUUUGGUCAUUGCAUUAUUCAAGAUACAAUCAGUUUCAUCAUCAAGGGUCUGUUGCUUAGAUAACUUUACUUCGUUGCCUCUUCUCCCAUCUUUUACGACGUUCCAUACUAUUCUUCCUCCUGUCUUGCUAUUUCUUUCAGUGCUCUUCAUCUCUUCCAGUCCCUGGAGAGUUCUCAGUAGGGUUGGACCUUGUCUCUGACUCUUCUCUUUCCACUGUCACUUUCUGGCUACUCUCAUUCAGUCAAAAGUCUUUGGCUGCCUCCGUUGUGCUGAUAACUCCCCAAUCUGCUUUUCUGAUCUGAUCUCCCUCUCCAAACCUCAUCUAACCUGUAGAUGUCUGGGCACAAAGGUGACAAGCCUUGUUCCAGUUUCUCCGCUGGAAUUCUGCCUCACAUCUCCCAAGACCAGUGAAUGGUGACCUUUACUUUUUCAAUACAAUCCCGUUUCCUCUAGGAUUUGACAUGAAUGGGAACUUUGUUCCUAAGCCUAAUUGCCACCUAAGGGGGGGGCAGUUUGUGGGGGCAGGUGGGAGGGUUUAGGGGGAAAAAUGGGUCCCAUUUGCACUUGAACAACAGUUCACAGGACUGGAGAAAGAGAAGGGGGAGUAUGAUAACUUGAGAAGGAAAAAACGGUGCAAGAGAGCAGGGAAGGUUUCAGAGACUGUGUGAAUGGGAGGGCAGGGUGUGGAUGUGAGAGAACAGUGUGUGUAUAUUUGUGUGAGUGGGGUGUGUAUUUGGUAUUGGCCCCCUCCACCUCUGGCAUGCACCCCACAGAAGUUUCUCUGUGAGGAAAUGUGGCCCUCAGACUGAAAAUAUUUCACCACUACUUGUUCCUUCUCAGCAUCACCAUGCCCUUCCCCCCUUUUUUGCACCCACUACUAGACCUCUUUUCCAUAUCUAGUAGUAACCUUGUAAUUGCUGUGAAAAUGAGCUUUUUUUAAAGGGGGGGGUUGUCUCAUUUUCAAUGCCUCUCUUAAAAUCGCCAUUAUCCCUUAUAGCCAGUGCUAUUUUUCCAGAAAAAGAGGUGCUGGAACUCACCACGAAUUCCUCCCUUGUUCUCUUAGAAUAGCAAUGGCACCCACCUGAGAGGCGCCAGAACUGAGUUCCAGUGAGUUCUGGCUGAAAAAAGCCCUGCUUUUUGCUAUCAUCAAAUUGCCCUUCUCCUCAGCCUCUGUAUUGGCUCAGUUUGAAGCCCCUGGUACUUAUUUGAAAGCUGUUUGCUGCUUCUCAAAGCAUAUAUCAUACAUAAGAAUGUACACCAAGUCAAUUCAUGAUGUAUGGUAUCUGAAUAUCAGAGAGGAGCAGUUGAGGUUUGGUUCAGUGCAUGUACACACACAUAUUGCUUCAGCUUUCUGAACAAUGCCUGGCAGACCAAGGAUAGUCACAAUUUAGUAGCAACAACAGUAGAAGACUCUACCUGGACAGAGAUAUUGAGUGGCUUUCCAUUAAUCUCAGAUGAUUCAGCAGCAGGAUAGAAGCCACCUUAUUAGAAGCACUGUUUAGAGAAGCCAGUUUUGAGUAUCUGCAUAAUGUGACUCUCCCUUAUUUUGCUGACCAUGUGAAGGAAAUGAUGUGACUUGAUAAUAACACUGUAAAUUUGACUGACCCCCCCCCCCAAGUCAAUUUCUGAAUCCCUAGCUCCAAAUUCAGGCUUGUACUGAAAAUAACAUUCUCUAUUUAAUUGUGGCUCCACACACACACAAACACACAAAAAGGCAUUUGGAAUAAUUACUUUGCUCCCAGGGUUGUGUUUGCCAGUUUUAUAUACAUGUAUAGACUACUUUUCUCAAGAAAUGUUUGCUUUUCCCCCAAUGUGAAAUGAAAACACAGAACCUCGUCUAUGUGAUUUGUCAACAAUGAUCUUUGAAAUCGAUUGAAAUAAUUCUGAAGGACCCAAAGAUGUAAAAUUUGUAAUAAAGAUUUUGUAAAGUGAUUGUUUCUG